AGCUCACAAACAGGAAGUGCUCCCAGUAAAGCUCUGCACGGACUGCAGUGUACGAAGUGCAGGUACUGAGCGCUUGCAGUAUACAGGGGGUUUGUGCUGCAGCCCCUUUAUACAGAGAAAGUGCAGGAUAUGUGCUGCAAUCCCUUUGUAGAGGGACUUUGUGCUGCACAUCAUGUAUACAGGGAUUGUGUGCUGUCAGCCUGUAAUACAGAGACUGACAGUGUGCUGCCACCUUAUUAUAUAGAUACUGUUUGCUGAACUCUAUACAGGGGCAGGGAGCCUUAAUGGUAAAGCUGGCUUUUCUCAUGGUGAUUAUUAAUAUGAGAACGUUAAAAGGUUGACAGGAUUCUGUGUUGGAAGCUAUAUCCUUGCCAUUCAGUAGAUCAAAAGGUCAGGGGUUUGUUAGAAAAAUAAUCUUGGCAGUAUUAGCUCUGGGUGUUAUUUAGAGAACAUUGUUUGUAUAUUUUAAUUGAGUUUGCUUUUCACGAGGUCUUAUACCUGUAAUAGGUGUUUUUGAGUGCACUGGACUGUGCUGAAAUAUAUAGGGGGGGGGGGGUGAAUUAUUCACUAAACCAAAAAAAAUAAAUGAAAUAGCGAUAAGGGAUUUGCACAAAUAAUUUUAAUGGGAAAAUAGAAUUGUAAAGGUUUCCAAUUUGGUUACUUUGUAUUUAUUUUGUCAAUGAUUUAUUUAGUAAAUAAACUACUCUAUAAGGGCGCUCCAGUCUGCAACACAUACCUUUAAUGUAUUGUAUUUUCCAAUAUGUGGAAAUAAGUCAUUUGAUUUCUUGCUCGUGAAUAGACCAACACAAAAUAAACACCAGUGGAAGUAGAAUGGCAAAUUACCCUUUUGGUUUGCAGAUCAUAAGAAGAUUCCUCAAUUUCAUCAUAACAAAUGCAUAAAACAUAUAAACUACAAGAGGACCACAAUAGUGCAAUAAAUACUACCCCUACAAGGUUAGGGAAUACAUUGCACUCACAGACUUAAAGUAGAAUAGUAGCAGUGUAAAAUAUAAGCUGGCAGAACCUUCUUUCUUCUUUUUAUCCAAUAAGUAAUUUUAAAGAAUCCACUGUUGUGAGAAUGGUUAUCCUCUUUAAAAAAAAAAAAAAAAAAAGACUCUCCUUCUGUAUUGAGCUAGCUGAUACCACUAAGGACAUCUAGCAGAGACAGUGCUUGGGCCAGAAGGAUGCAUAGAUUGUUUUUAUGUAUCUGUCGUGCUUGUGAAUACCAAACAGCGGUCUAUAGAAGAUACACAGGACCUUCCAUAAAUAAACCUGCACAAUGAGAGGCAUCUUUUGUUUGUUGUACAAGUUGUUGCGUAUUCCCAUACGAUAUUGUGAAUGACAAAUGAUGCAAAAAGGCAAGAUUUGGAGGUUAAAGUUCUGCCCAUUGCAAUAUUUUGCCCUAAGCUAUCUUUUGAUUGCAUUGGAAUUUCAAAUAAAUGUAUGCAGUCGGAUUCUAGAUUUCUGUUUUAUUUGUUUAUCAUUAGUUUUUUAUUGCAGAGCAAAGUUAGUGUUCUGCCACAUUUCCAAUCCAGUGUUACUGAACCUACUUAACUUACAAAAAAUUAAUCACUGGUAAAACUAGACAGACAAUCUGCUGUUCAAAGUUCUAAUUUAUUACAGUAAAACCCUGGCCUACAAAAUGUGAACUUAAUACCCACUGUCCUUUGUAUUCACUUGUUUUACAUGUACUAUCGUCAGAAACAAUAAAGAGAAUAAAGUACACACUGUCAGUAAUUAACAUGUGCAAGAAAAACACAGUAUAUGUGUACAUAAACCAAACAAGUGCAAUUAGUGCCAAAUUGGGCACAAGCAGACAAAAAACCUUCUCUGUACAAGGUGCAGCUUUCAAUGGUAUCCCCCAAGACUUGCUCCUGUCUUCCACGAAAUAUAUGCAAAAAAUAGGGGAUGAUCUGCUAAACCAUAACAAAUGAAAAAAACAUAGUGUAUAAAUGUGUAUAUGAAUUAACCGCAAGUGCUGUAUUCACAAAUGGCCCCUCACACAUUCACUGAAGUUAAAGAACCUUAAAGGAUCACUAUAGGGUCAGGAACACAAACAUGUACUCCUGGCCCUAUAGUGUUAAAAUCACCAUCUAGCCCCUCAUGCCUCCAUAAAUAUAGUAAAAAUCUUACUGUAUCAUGCUUGAAGCUGUAACUCUGCAAGCUGUUAGACUCAGAAAAACAAGCGGUCUGCUGACAUCAUUAGAAGUGGUAGCCUGAUCCAAUCUCAAUGCUUCUCCAUAGGAUUGGCUGAGACUGACAAAGAGGCAGAUCAGGGGCAGAGCCAGCAUGAUUCAAACACAGCCUUGGCCAAUCAGCAUCUCCUCAUAGAGAUGAAUUGAAUCAUUGAAUCUCUAUGAGGAAAGUUCAGUGUCUGCAUGCAGAGGGAGGAGACACUGAUUGUUUGGAUGCACUUUAGGCAGCCAUGACCCAGGAAGGAUCUCUAACAGCUAUCUGAGGAGAGGCCAGUAAAGUUAUCACUAGGCUGUAAUGUAAGCACUGCAUUUUCUCUGAAAAGAGAGCCUACUCACCAGAACAAAUUCAAUAUGCUGUAGUUGUUCUGGUGACUAUAGUGUCCCUUUAAGUAUAAAUUCCUUCCAAGGAUUCAAUCUUCCAUCGGUAUUUAAAUCACCAUGGAUUGGCUGGAGUAUAUGUGCUCAAGAGCGAAAAAAAUAAAAAAUCACAAUCAAGAGUGUAAUAAAAAAUCAAUUUAAUAACUUACAUCAAGGUUAAAGGACCACUAUAGGCACCCAGACAACUUCAGCUUAAUUAAGUGGUCUGGGUGCCAGGUCCAUCUAGGUUUAACCCUGCCUGCUGUAAACAUAGCAGUUUCAGAGAAACUGCUAUGUUUACUUUAGGGUUAAUCCAGCCUCUAGUGGCGGUCUCAUUGACAGUCGCUAGAGGCGCUUCCGCGCUUCUCACUGUAAAAAUCACAGUGAGAAGACGCUGCUGUCCAUAGGAAAGCAUUGAGAAUGCUUUCCUAUGGACUGGCUGAAUGCGCGCGCGGCUCUUGCUGCGCAUGCGCAUUCAGCUGAUGACGGCCAAAGGAGGAGGAGAGUCCACAGCGCCGAGGGAGCCCGGCACUGGAGAAAAGUAAGAUUUUAACCUCUUCCUCCCGCUAGAGCCCGGCGGAAGUGGGACCCUGAGGGCACUAUAGUGCCAGGAAAACGAGUUUGUUUUCCUGGCACUAUAGUGGUCCUUUAAAAACAAUAGGUGGAGUAUCUCUGAGUCACCACCAGGGGUCCUACACGUUUCGCCCAUGUAUAGGACUUCCUCAGAGACUUUGGUAGUGUGCAGUAACAGGAUUUAAAUGAACCUUGAUGUAAGUGAUUAAAUUGAUUUUUUUUUUUAUUACACUCUUGAUUGUGCACUACAAUUUUAUAAUUUUUUCUCUCUUGAGCACAUAUACUCCAGCCAAUCCAUGGUGAUUUCAAUACAGGUGGAAGAUUGAAUCCUUGGAAGGAAUUUAUACUUAAGGCACUUUAACCUCAGUGAAUGUGAGUGGCCAUUUGUGAAUACAGCACUUGUGGUUAAUUCAUAUACAAAGUUAUAUGCUAUGUUUUUUCGUUUGUUAUUGGUUUACCAGUAAUUAGCAUGUGCAUGAAUCUUGCUAGCAACAUUUUUGUUUUCAUUUAUAUCAGGGUCUCAACAAGGUAAAAUGAAAAGGGCUCUAGCUCUAAAACGGGCUCAAACGCUAUUUGUUGUGUUCACUAAACACUGAAAUUGCUACAAAAUUCAGCCAAUUUUAUUCGGUUGGCUGAUUUCUCCUAUAAAAUUCCUCUGUGGUUCAAUUUAUUCACAUUCACCAAUUUAACUGAAUUGAGCCUACAUUGAGCAUAAUGUGUACCUGCUAUUUUCAAAUGGCUCUUAUAUCAGCAGUGAAAUUCACAGCAACAUGCUAGUCGGAUGGUAUCUGAUGUUCCUGAUAUAUUUAAAGGGACACUAUAGUCACCUGAACAACUUCAGCUUAAUGAGGUUGUUCAGGUGAGAACUAUAGCUCCCUGCAGUCACUCAUGUCAAAAUACAGUGUUUACAUUGAAAGCUAGGAACACCUCCAGUUGCAGUCACUCAAAGUGAACCAGAGGGACUUUGGAGUUGAUGGAGGCAUAAUAUGCCUCCAUCCAUUCAGAUCUGCUGUCAGCAGAGCUCAGGGCAGCAGUGUGCACAGCAUCCUGUGAUUCAGUAUCUCCUUCCUCUGCAUGCAGACACUGAACUUUCCUCACAGAGAUUCAUUGAUUCAAUUCAUCUCUAUGAGGAGAUGCUGAUUGGCUAGGGCUGUGUUUGAAUCAUGCUGGCUCUGCCCCUGAUCUGCCUGUUUGCCAGUCUCAGCCGAUCCUAUGGGGAAGCACUGUGAUUGGAUCAGGCUACCACAUGUCAGCAGACUGCUUGUUUUUCUGAGUCUAACAGCAUGCAGAUUUACAGCUUCAGGCUUGAAUACAGUAAGAUUUUUACUAUAUUUAUGGAGGCAUGAGGAGGUCCACGGGGGCUAGAUGGUGGUGUUAACACUAUAGGAUCAGGUAUACAUGUUUGUGUUCCUGACCCUAUAGUGAUCCUUUAAAAGUCUCUGUUAAAGUAAAAAGUAAGGGGGAUUUGGGGUGGGGAAACGGUGACUUAGGUGUAAGAGCAGGGUCAGACUGGGAACUAAAAGCAGCCCUGGAGAGCUAUUACUCCAAUGUGAAAGAAAGCACUCAUAGGACUUCAAAAUGGACAAACGUCUGUAUUUUAAGCAGACGUGCAUUUGCAUAUAAUCAGUGUUCCAGUCCAGCUACCUUGACUUGUUAAGUAAAGUUUAGUAAUGGGACUGAAAUGGUGAAUGUAUGCUGUUGCACAACUGUAAUAAAAAAGACGUUCUCUUGUUUAUUUUGAAGCCCUAGGAGUGCAGUCCAUAUGAAAGCUUUGGGAGGCUAUUGCGCAUACGUGGCAAAAUGCUGUGUUGCGGCAAUCAGUUUCUCCUCAAUCAAUACAUCUCUAUGGGGAGCGGUCAGCACCUCCAUGCAGAGCGUGGAGACGUUGAACAUAUGUGCUGCACACUGUGCAGCCCUGGACUAGGAAGUACAUAUAGUGGCCGUUCCAGUGACUGCUACAAGAGGUGUUCCUAGGCAGCAUGUAAAAACUGAAAAGGCACCGUUUACAGUGUUCAGCCUGCAGGGACAGGCUAUAGACAUCAGAGACCAUACAUUAAAUUGUAAUGGGUCUGGUGACUGUAGUGUCCCUUUAAUAAGACAUGUUUUUUUUUUUUUUUGUCACCUGUUAAAAUCAACUUUUCAGUUUAGACUCCUGUGCCAAAAAACUGAGUUACAAGGACAGCAGGAUAUACAGGCAAAGACGUGUAUAUAAAAAGGCAUCUUCACCUGUUUUUUUCUUAGCCUCCCUUUUGAAUUUUUUGCCCACUUUUUGUUUUCUUAUCUCCCCUCUUUUUAUUGUCUUACCCGCGUUAGUGUAUCUUAUCUCCAAUUUGUGUGUCUUACACUCCUCUUGCGUAUCUCUUACAACCCGCUUUGUGUAUCAUUUCUCUUUUUGCCCUUCUCCCUCUGACUUUUUCCCAACAGUGCAUUUUGUGUAUUUCUCCCCCAAUCCCCUUUUGUGUGUCUCUUAGCCUCAGCCCCUUUGUCUCUCCUCUGUGUGUUUUUCUUCUAGCCCAGCACCUUUGUGUGUUUCUUUCUCCUCCCCAGCCACUUUGUGUGUCUUUUUCUGGCCCAAAGGUAAGCCAGGCCGUCAGGAAAUUUCACGGUAUACCGGUGGACCAGUCCGGCCCUGGGUACGAGUCUUAUAGGUAUGGCUUCCAUUGCCCAGCUUUGUAGUAAGAGGAUUAAAUGAAAUAAGCUAUGUUACAUUUAAUCUUUUGUGACUAGUCAAAUUAGCAAAUGUAUAUGGAAAUUUGGCUCAUUUUAACAAUUUACCAAAUGGCAAAGAACAAUGAAACAACAGAAUUACUCUUAUGUAAACAGCUGCAUAGGUUUCAUGCAGCUUACUGUUUAAACAGCCAAACUUGGAGAAUCAGUUGCCAUUAGGUGGCUAGGAAUAGGCACAAAUUUGACAAUGGUAUGUGUGCCUAUUUUGCAUAUUUAGAACAACAUCCUCGUAUUGUUUUGGGUGCUGUAUGAUGACGUUAUGUGACACAAGUUAUAAUAAAUUUAUAUUCAUUGAUGUAAUGUUUGUUUUUCUUUUUCCCUCUGCUGUUGCUGAAGGAAUGGCUUUGGCUGGAGUUAGGGUUUUAGAAUUAGCUGGCUUGGCACCUGCUCCAUUCUGUGGAAUGAUAUUAUCAGAUUUCGGUGCCCAAGUGAUUCGAGUGGAUAAAAUCAAUUCUUCCCACUUCCCAAUGGAUACUAUGGGGAGAGGCAAGAGGUCAAUAGCAUUAAACCUAAAAAGCUUGAAUGGAGUUGAUAUUCUGAAGAGUCUAUGCAAGAAGUCUGAUGUCCUUCUUGAACCAUUCCGUCAUGGUAAGUUGUUUUAUUUGAAGAUUUUCCUAUUGUAGCUACAAUUCAGAAGAUGAAAAGAAAGAUAGUGAACUUUAAGGUAACGCAAACUAACAACCAAUGUCUAGAAUAAUUAGCUACAUGGUAAAAGCAAAUUAAUUGUGUUAUUGUGGAAGAAUUACUUGUGUUAAUUAGGAAACUGACUUGUGUUAAUUCUGUGUGUGACAGAAAUAAAGAUAAUACACUUGCUCUUAAAGCGACCCUAUAGGCACCUAGUUACCUUUGUCUCAAUGUCUCAGUGUUUUCAACCUUGCAACUGAGAACAUUGCCGUUUUGCAAGAAUGCCCAUGCUUACGUUGCUGAAUUAACAUGCCUCCAGUGACUGUCUUCCUGGCAGCCACUAGAAGCAAUUCUGCCCAAUAGUUGAGUUAAACUCGACUAUUCAAUCAGAUGGUCUCAUAGAGAUCAUGUGAUUGGCACAGCGCACUAGCAGUCCAGCUUUAGAAAUACAUAGAUUUAUUUGUACUAGUCAGGCUGACUGCAACUAGAGGCAUGGGGAUCACAAAAGGAAAACAAUACAAUUUUUCAGUUAUAGAACCUUAUCAAAUACAAGGCUGUAGGGGCAUGAUCUAUGCUACAUAAUCGGUUCAUUAAGAUGAUGGAAUUUUGUUGUUUACACUGUCCUUUUAAAGUGGUACUCUAGGUACCAUAACCACUACAGCAUAAUGUAGUGGUUACGGUGUUAGGAGUUCCUCCAGUAAUCUGUCAAAGUACUUACAAACAGUUUGACACUUUCGUUCCCAUGUUGCAUGCUUGUAAACAGCAGCUCAUGGAAUCUCUUUGCCGCUUCUGUGUAUUGUAUUGCUUAUGGUGCCUAGAGCCUAGAGCAUCCCUUUAAUUUUAAAGAAAAAGAGAGUAAAAGAUAUUUUGUCAUUUCCAUUGUUCACAAUACUCAAUACAGAAUCCGGGGUCAGCUAAUUACGCCGUUGCAGGCGUUACAUCAGCAACACAAACCACACAGUGUCAACUUCUCAAACCUCACUGUUAGAAUUGUAUAAGCAGUGCCCAAAAAGUACUACAUUCCACACUAUGCAUUUCGAGCUAGAGAUAGACACUUCUUCAUGGGUAUGAAUAAACCCACACAAGAACCUUCUUAAAUAGGGAGGAUCCCACACAAUACAUUAACUCUUAACUCUAAAUACAUUAACAAGAUAUCUGAAGGCAAAGUGGAUCUUCUAUUUGUAAAGAAGAACCCCUUUAUAUUAAUAAUCCUUGAAGUGUUGUCACUUUAUAGUUUGUGUCAAUUAUGCUUAGGACACAAUCCUAUACAUAGUUACAUAGCUGAAAAGAGACUUGCGUCCCUCAAGUUUACCCUUCUCCACGUAUGUUUUUGCUGUUGAUCCAAAAGAAGGCAAAAAACCUAGUCUGAAGCGCUUCCAAUUUUGCAACAAACUAGGAAAGACCCCAAAAUAGCAUUACACCACUAAUUAGAAAUGAUAUCCCUUUAGUUCUCUUAUUUCUAUUGUACUUCUACACUUGGUGCCAAGGAUGACUUACACAAUUUAACUAUAAUACAAAAUGUGAUCUUGAGAUUUUCAAGGAUAGAGGGUUAUUUUCAAAUAUAUUCAAUUUUGACAUUUUGAUUGAACCAUUUAUAAAGAUAAAUAUAUUGGCUUGUUUUCAGGAGUGAUGGAAAGUCUAGGGCUUGGUCCUGAGGUCCUACUUAGUGAAAAUCCAAAACUAAUUUAUGCAAGACUAACUGGAUUUGGCCAAUCUGGAAAAUAUGCAAGAUCUGCGGGCCAUGACAUCAAUUAUGUCUCUCUGUCAGGUAUAUUGAAAAAGUCAGUUGUCUACUCUUUGUUCUUAAUGGAAUGAAGGCAAACAAUUUCAUUAAUACAAAUAUAAAUUAGAGAUUGUAGGUUACCAGUUUUAAGUUUGUGAGAACACUCUAUUAUAAUUUAUGAUGUGAAACAUCAAUUCUCCAUUCCUUAAUAGAAAGAGCUUAGCAGGGGAAUAAGCAACAGUACUUAGCUUGAUUGAUGGGGCAGUGUUCACUGAGCUUUGCCAUUGAUGAUAUUGUAAAAUAUGUUACCAAUGGGUUAACUAUCAUGAGCAACAUAGUGCGAAGUUUACCCAUCAUUGAUAAGAGACUUUAACCCCUUCACUGUGUUAGGAUGUUCACAGAGUGGGCUUUAAUGCUGAUAGGGUACCAUGGAAAGUACAAAUAUUUUGGUGUGAGAAGGAGUAAAGCCCUGCUCACAUCAGGGAGUCCCAGAUACCAAUAGGCCCUUCCCUAUUCUGUCAUCUGGGGCUUUUUUUAGUGAGAGAUGUGCUGCAUACAGAGCUCAAAGUGACAAACAAUACAGCCUGUUAAAUCUGGAUUUUAAUCUACAUAAACUAAAAAACGGUGUGAGCAGGCUUAAAUCUCUACUCAAACCAAGAUACCCAGGUAUCAAUAGGUACCUGGUGUAGCGUACCUUGGGUAAGUCAGCUGGUUACCUCCACUAUUAAUAAAAGGACAGACCCAUUUCCCUCCCAGUAACUGGAUGACACAUAGUUCCAGGGGUACAACAACUUUUUUGAUUGGCCACACACAGCUUUAUACUUUCCCCAUGCAAGGGGUGGAACACACCUGAAGACAAUGGACCCUCCCAGGGUCCUCCCCUGCCCGGUAGUCGUAUAACGGAACCGGAACCCAAGUCCCUUUGUCCCCUGUUCCCGCCACUCAGACCCAGGGCCCUUCCUCUGCCCAGGGUUUUCUUCCAAGAAGUCUCUGUAUCUGGGGGUCGAAGCGCUUGGAACUUCCCGCCUCUUUACCUCCCAGUGACAGAGAGCCUGACAUCCUCUGCCAUUGUCCCAAAAGAAUGUCCCCACCAAUCUUAGGGACCCCCCAGACUGGUAACCACCAUGAACAGACACCGUUUGUGGGGUUCCUUUGUGGAACCAGGCAAGGGAAGCGUCUCCUUUCGGAACAUGGAUGCUCCCCCUGGCCGACGUUCGCCUAUACGAACGGCGGUCACCCAGAGAGGCACUCAUUACUUCCCUUGCGAUUUAACACUAUGUUGCGAGUUGCCAAUGUUCUAAUUGAUUGGUGUGAACAUUCCAAUGGGGGCUGAGGAGGUCCUCGUUUGGGAACCAAUCCGCGAAUGCUCCCCCUGGAUGGCGGUCGUCUAAUGAACGUGCUUACACCCAGGGGAGGCACGCGCCAAAGCUUGCCUUGCGGUGUUGACACCUCAUUAUGAGAUGCAAACAUUCUAAAACUACAUUCUAAAUGGGAUUUCUUGAUGGUCCUCUUUCGGGAGGUGAAUGGAGUCCCAUUUGUGGCGGUACUCUCGAAUGGGGAGCAGGUAUUUCUACAAACACAACAAAUAAAACACAGGGUCAAGAUAGGGAAAACACACGAAAGGGAUGUCAUGACAGUAACACACACUGCAGAGUAACCGGGGCAGUUCACAGUUUAGCGGGGCUUCUGCUACACACCUGGAAUUCCCCUUUGCCAGCUGGGGCCAUUUUAAUCAGACUGACAAAUGCGCUAAAUGCAGAACUCAAAGUGAUUGCUGCUACAGCCAUUUAAAUACAUUGAGAACACUGCGUCUGCACAGAUCGCACUCCGCAUCUGUGUUUCUGGGCUGGCAGGGGCUCAAAGAAGAUCCUCUGCCAGCCCAGAAACACAGCGGUCUGGGAUAUGACUGUAAUGCUGAAAACAGACGGUGGCAACAUACCAUUCUCUACUGGUUUAACUAGAAAACCCAUCUGCCGAUAUUAGUACUAUUAGCAGAGUGUUUCUUUAGGGUAGGUGUUUGUUGUAGGGCUAUGUAAGGGCUAAUGCUGGGUUGGGGUUAAGGAGUGUUGGGUUAAAGUUAGGGGUAAGUUUAGUGCAGGUAUACAGUUAGUGUGAAUUUGGGGUUAAGGUUGGUAUAACUAUAGGUGGGUUGGUAUAAUAUUAGCAUUAAAGGGACACUCCACACCCCUAAAGCACUUUAGCUUGCUGAAGUGCUCUGUGUGAAGAGUGUGUCCUAUUGUUUUAAUUUUACUAAAAGUGCAGAUUUCAUUAGAAAUUAGCACUAUCAUAAUUUAACCUUGUUACACCCCGUGACUGGCAAUCAGAUAACCGGUCCUGCUACUUCCUGGUGGAGCUAAACUCAAGAGACAGCAAUUUCUCAGAGUACCUGACUUACAAAGUCUUCUCAUUGAGCUGCUUUGAGAAGUCUGUGAUUGGACAACCACAGAAUGUCUGGGCGGGGUUAGAAGGGGAGAGCUACCAAAAAUGUAUUUAGAUCCUAGACACAUGAGGCAUUUAACAAUCAGGAUGUGAAUACAUUGGAGCUCUUUUUAUUUAGUUGCACUGGAUGUGUAAAAAAUUAUAUAAACAAAAUUUCUAAAAAAAAAAAGGCAUUUUUCCCCAAUUGUUUAGAUCUUAAUAUGCUGUGUUAGGUAUACAUAUAGGAUAUUAAAAGUCAGCCCUUUCUGUCAUUUAAACAGAUAGAGAUAUAUAUAUAUAUAUAUAUAUAUAUAUAUAUAUAUAUAUAUAUAUAUAUAUAAUCUCUAUUAUAAAAAUUCUCUUAUUAACAGCGUUGACAUUGUUAUUGUAACGUUCAGAAGGAACCCUAACACACAGACAGGACAGAGUAGAGAGAAUUGCAAUACCGAUCCUUAGAAUGGUCGGGUUAUGCAAAAAGUCAAAACACGAGCCGAGGUUAAGGGAAACAGAGAGAUGGAAUAACGAGAGACAAAACCAAAUAUCAGUAACCAGGAAAUCCAAAUAACAAGUGCAACGCUCAAUGGUAAACCAAUGACCACAACAGGGCACUGAGGCAAAGGAGAGGUUAGCUUAUAUACACACAGGGUGUAUCUGAUUGGCUAACCUCCAAUUAGUGUUAACCACAACACGUGGGAGGAGUUUCUUCCCUCCCUUGUGGUCUCUGAGGUCAUCACUGUGUGCCAGGUCACAUGACCAGAUGCAGCACACACAUAUAAGGAAGCUGCUCUGGAACGUGCAGCGUCAGAUACACUGCCAGUCUGGAGACGAGGACCAGAAGACGCAGCAAUGUCGCCGCAAGCGGCGCGAUGGUAGGGGACCUGACAGUUAUAAAAAUCUCAAGGUAAAAUAUACAAUGCAGUUUUCAGUUAAUAUAGGUCAUCAAUCUUUAAGGUAUCUGGAGUGUUCACAUUGAAAAACAGCAGCUUUAGAGCUUUCAUACCUAAGUGGAAGUUUCCCAGAAUUAAACUUGGAAUGAUUUUUCAACAAGGAUUUUGUGCACAUUGUUGAGGAAAUAUAGGGGGGGAAAUAAUCUCUUUUGUAGUUCUACUUAUUACAGUGAUGAGUGUUCUAUACCAGUUUGCAGCAUCUUUGUGGGCUUUGAUUUAGUCUAGUGAUUGAGAACUUGAACCAAACCGUAACUUUAUUGACAUACCGGAUAGGAAGUGUAUUACUGGUCAUUACGGGUGUCUGGGCUUAACUCAAAAACGGACAAGAGCAUAGUCCCAGUAUAGCCAAGAUCAAGGACUAGAGAUGUGUGCAUGUAAACGAGAGAGAGCGGAGUCAGAGGAUAGCAGAGAGCAGGAGUGUCAAGACUGUUGGUCAGAAUACCAAUAAAUCACAAUAAACCAGGAACACUCUAUUAGGUUCUACGGAGACCACAACAAGGCACUGGCUACUUAUUAAAUCGGGCUUUUAUAGGAUUUCAGAAAGUGAAACUGUUUGCAUCAUUCCUGCACAGCCAAAAUGUAUGUGAGCAUUAACAAGGACGCAAAGCCACGUAUACUUAAUCAUUAUUUUGACUCACAGAGGUUGUGCCAUAAAUUGACUCUGAGACGAAGUAUAAAUGACAGCAUGAUGGAUGCCAGAAUGGUGCUGGACUGAGUGUAGGAUGCCAAAGUGACAUGGAGGCUGGAGGACAGGGCAGGAGUGGGCAAUUACCUGUAAAGAACUGAGACAUCCCAGCCAGCAACCUUUCACUUUUUUCUUCUAUUUCUAUGGGGAAAUUAAUGCAUGUCAAUGAGACAUGUGUACACAGAAAUCCAAUAGAAGCAGCAGUAGAUUCACUUUAGUGAGAGCUCUUCAAAGUGAACUGUGAAGACGUCUAUGAUUACCAUACAUUUCAAAGUAAAAACACUGCACUUGUACCCUAUUGGUAAAUCUAGACUUGUAAUAAAAUUAGUUGGUAUAGCUAAGCUGGAAUGCAAUCACUACCUUAGUAAUACCCCAUCGAGGGAAAGUAUUUAAAAAGGUUGACACCAGGGGACUCCAAGCAUAAUUUAAGAAUAAUUUAAUAAUUUAAAUAUGCUAUUUUUUAAUCAGCCUAUGAUGGACGAGGUGCAUGUACUCUUAAUUAGCAGUUCUAGGUUACAGAAUUACAACUAGGAAGUGAUUUUUCUCACUUUCUAUAUACAGGAAGGUAAUAAUACCCUGAAUGUAAGAUUAGACUUGCCAAAUAAUAUAUUUAUACCCGUAUAGCUUUGAAUUGAUCCAUUUAGGCCAUUUUUGGAUUAUCCAUAUAGUUUGGUUAAGCAAAGUCUUACUCAAUACUUUUCUUCUAUAUUGCUUCUCAAUCUUUAGGUUUGCUAUCGAAGCUUGGAAAGAAACAUGAGAACCCCGUGUCACCCCUAAAUCUACUUGCUGACUUUGCUGGUGGGGGUGUUAUUUGUGCAUUAGGAAUUACAAUGGCUUUGUUAGAACGGGUACAAUCAGGACAAGGGCAGGUGAUUGAUUCAAGUAUGGUAAGUGGUUUCUAUGUGGCUGGUUUAUCUUCAUUACUAUUAUGCUGGCAAAUACAAUUGUAUACAAAUAUAAAGUUUAAGAAGAUGUUCUGGAUUCCUUACACUUCAGCAUUUGCAUGACCAGUUCUGUUAAUGUUAGAAAUCUAAGUCUGUGGCGUUCAACCACUGAGAUCCAAAGAGCAGUCUCCUGUGUUGUGUGGAUAUCCUCUUUCAUUAUCUUUGUCUAUUGUUUAAUCAGGUGCAUGUUCUCCAAACACCAUAGCUUUUAUCAACCCAUUAUUUCUGACUUGAUCCAGCAGAUUUUCCAGUUCUUUGCUCCAAGGUUUUCAAAUCACUGAUGCUGAUUUGUUAGAGGCACACAGUGAUAUAUAAAUGCCAAUACAACUCUGAAUUCAUAUACACUGGCAUCAUAUUACCCAUGUAUUAAUACACAGAGACUAAGCACAAAUACACUCCUGCAUUCACACCACUCUUCUUCUCAAUACAACCCUGCAUUUACACAAAACUCCGCACAAAUACAACACUGCAUUUACAUAGACUGACUUAUAUAUAGGUAUACUUUUACUAGUCAUUUUAAAAUAACUAGUUACUGUACUAGCCCUAGAAGGGGCAGUCCCUGUAUAAUCUAUACUAGUCCUAGAAGUGGCAUGUUCUGUAUAAUCUUUACUAGUCCUAGAAGGGGCAGUCCCUGUAUAAUCUUUACUAGUCCUAGAAGGGGCAGUCCCUGUAUAUAAUAUUUACUAGUCCUAAAUGUGGCAUAUCCUGUAUAAUCUGUACUAGUCCUAGAAGUGGCAUGUCCUGUAUAAUCUGUACUAGUCCUAGAAGGCAUGUCCUGUAUAAUCUUUACUAGUCCUAGAAGUGGCAUGCCUAAUAUUAUCUGUACUAGUCUUAGAAAUGGCAUGUCCUGUUUAAUCUGUACUAGUCCUACACAUGGCAAACUAUGUACAAUCUGCAUCAGUACUAGAAGUGGUAUGCUCCAUCUGCACCAGUUGUAGCAGUGACAUGUUCUGUAUAAACUUCACAUCUUUUGACAUUCGCUUCUAAAAAAAAAAAAAAGAGUUAAAAUAGUCCCAGAAGUUUCAAAUUGUGCGAAAGAUUGUGUAAUGACUUCAACACUAAAGGACAAACAGUAGAUAAUAGAUAAAGGAUUGAUAAUGGAAAAUGGGAGCAUGUGUAAUGACUUUUAGCAAAGUUUGAAGCAUAGUAUAUAGAGUGAAUUAUGUAAAAUGGGAAGGGUUAUUAUAUAUUGUUAAAUAUAAAAAUGAAUGUCAGUCUUGGUUGUGUAAGUAGUCUGUAAGAAAUCUGUAGCGCAUAAAUUCUGAAUUCCUCUCUUUAACCCCUUAAGGACACAUGACAUGUGUGACAUGUCAUGAUUCCCUUUUAUUCCAGAAGUUUGGUCCUUAAGGGGUUAAAUUGCUUCAACGGUACAAAUAAUCACAAGACAUACAGCAGUGUAAUUGCAGCUUUCCUACUGAUAAAUGUGUCUGUUCAGAACCAUGUGGUUUUAUGCAUGUUCUCUGUUACUGCAUAUCACAUUUUCUUAGUAAAAAGCUGUUCUCCCAUGUGGUUACUUUGGGUUUUUACGCUUAUAUGUAACAUCUUUCUGUAAUAUGUAAUUGCUUUCCACUUUUUUGUAAUGGACAGUUUGACAGGUCUUGGAUAACUUGUGAGUGCCAUUUUAUUCAUGAAACCGAUGAUCCCUUACAUGUAGGCUUUGAAGAACUCAUAAAUAAUUCCUUGUAGCCCUCUUAUGCUUCAUUGGAAUAUGACACAUUUUAUAUGCCUUUGUGGGAUUUGUGUUUGUGUCAAGGUCAUGAUUCACCCGUAGAAAUCUGACUUAAUUGACAUUUGAUAACCAAAAGGUUUUGAUUCCUGAGUUACUGGGUGAAAGUUAACAAGAAAAAAGUAAGUCACGGUACAAGAUUUAACUUUGAUCCAUUGUACAGCGCUACGGAAUUUGCUGGCGCUAUAUAAAUAAUAAAAUAAUUAUUAUAAUUAAGUAAUACAAAGUUGUAAAAUGCGUGAGCAAAAGAGGUGAGAUUGUUCUUGCCUUAUUGAAGGGAAAGGGCAAACUAUUCAGAUCUAGUUACAGCUAAUACUAUUGCCAUAGAUCCAGAGCCAGCUUACAACAUUUAACUCUUUUCAGACAUCCUAAGUCUCCCAGAGGUUCUGGGAGCCCCCCUGCAUUUUUUUUUUUGUUUUAAAUAGGUUUGUAAAAGAGAAUAUAACAUCAGUUUUGUCCUGCGCAGAGGACGCAAAGUAAACACAUUGGUGAUACCGUUCAGAGAGAAAUAAAGCAUCCAGUGAUAGGAAAAACUGAUGUAACUGCCUUAGAUGCUAAUUGGGAUAUUCAGUGAUCAAUUCACCUCUAUUGAUGAACGAGUAAACAUGCUGAGAUGUCACCUGCAAAAUCUGCCAUACCUGUAGUCUCCUGUAUUUUUAAUGCGGCUCUCUGACACCCGCAAAUCAUUUACAAUAUCCUGUGCGUGUAUCUCUGUGUUAAGGUGUUCAUACAUGUUUGGUGGCUGCGUGUCUGUGGGGGGGUGGGAGGGAGGGCAGUAGCUAUUGAAGCCACCUCCCUGAAAUACAUUUUUGUGUGUCGGGAUGUUGUAUCAAAGUGGAACAGUGUCAGGAAGAUUGUGUGUAAUUUCCUAGCACACAAACCGUCAUUGCAUCUCACUGUGCUCAAUUUGAGAGGGGGCUUACACAGGAUACAUACACAUAGGGUACCAGGACACAGGGAACAAUUAUCAAAUGGAUGCUGAGGAGUCCCUUGUUUUUUUUUCUCAAAUUGCUCUAAAAUGGUUUGACAUAAAAUGGGAGAUGGUACCAAACAAAUCAGAUCUCCAUACCUACUAUGAUUAGCUGAAGUGAUAAUGAUGCUUGGAGAGACGUAUUUAUAUGAUAACUCCAUUUAUCAUGUUAAUAGUAACUCAACUUGAAGGCAAUCUGUCACUUCCCUUUUUUAGUAUUAUGUUUACUUAUCCCUCUAUUUUGAAAAUAAUCUUUGCGAGGUGUGAAAACCAAAAAAAUGUAUUUAGAAAUCCACAAUGUUUUAUCCUGUAAGUGGGUGCCUCCAUCUUAGCUUCCUGUCAAUCAUUAUCAGCUCUGUCCUGGCAAUCAGCAUAAAGAAAGCAUAAAGAAAGCAUAAAGAGAAGAUGAGAAAUGAAACAAUGUUUUUAUUUCUCCUCCUCAUUUGCAAUGUUUGCCCUGGCUGUGCCUUGUCUGAGCUGUAUUAUUUUAUUUGCUAAAUCUAAAAUUAUUUAUGAAUUUAUAAGAAAAUAGCAUCUCGCCAAAUUUGAGAGAAAUAGGCCUUUUGUGAACAUGGAAAAAAGUCUUAGAUCUUUGAAUUCAGCUCAUGAAAAAUGGGGGCAAAAACAAAAGUUGCGUUUAUAAUUUUGUUCAGUAAAACAUGUUUGAUGAGCAUUUUUCUCUAGUUACAAGUGUGAUGAGGUUUGUUUGUGGCUUAGUUGUUAGCAAAAAAGGUCAAUGAUCAAAUCAUGUCUUUGUCUGCUCUAAACCCCCACCUCUUGGCAGUGCGUUAUCACAAAUAAAGGGACAUUUAUAAUCACUCAGACCACUUCAUCUCAGAGGUCUAGGUGCAGUGUCCAUAUCCCACUUAGUUCUGCUAUGUAAAUCAUUGCAGUUUUGGAAAAAACUGCAAUAAUUACAUUGCAGGACUAAGGCUGCCUCUAGUGGCUGACAAUCAUACAGGAGGAACUUCCUGCUUGCUAACUGACUUUAGGUUGUACGUUGGACGUACUCACUCUAUGCAUGAGGAUAUCCAGCGUCAGGGAAAUUCCCCUAGGAAAGCAUUGAAGCAAAUCCAGAAUUAUCUGUAGCGCCAAGGAUAACCAUCAGUAAACUUCAUUAUUGAGUUUACUUUUAUAGUUGUAAAAAUUAAUCUAUUAUUCAUUUAUUUAUAUUUUUAAAUUAUGAUAUAUAGUAAAAAGGUUGAAGAAAUACCCCAGUCCAUUAAAGGAUCAUUUAAAGCACCAUAACCACUACAGUCCCUGUAGUGUCUGUGGUGCCAUGAUUUCCCUGGCACUUUGCCUAGGUAACUUGUCAGUACGGUUAAAAUGGUUUGACAACUUACUUGGGUUCCUCUGGGCAACUAUUGCUUCCUCUGUAGAUACUAGAAGCUGCUCUGGGAGAAUACCAGGGCUAUCCUAACACCAUAACUAUUACAGUGGGCUGUACUGGUCAUAGAAUUUGGAUGGUUUUAUAAAGUCCAAACUUGGAUCAACAAUCUUUUUAUCCACAAGUGGAAGGCAUAUGCCUGAAAUUGUGGGAGGGGUUAUUUGCCCUAUUUAAACCCUGAAUACCCCCUGCCUACCUGUCAUCACCGUUUCAGAAGUGCUUCUGUUCUGCUUCCUGUUUGCAAAGACUCUGACAUCAUUUCUGCCUGCCGGCUGUCCGUGCAAACACAGCCAUCCAAGUUGUUCGAAUGAAAACAUUUUGGGGGCGUGGUUGCCUACCUAAUUGAAUACGGUAUUUAAAGAGAAACUAGGGAGAGACUCAUUGCCCUGUUGUGGUUCUUGUUUGACCCAAGAGCGCAUAUUCAUUAUUGGUAUUCUUUUAUUCUGACUUCGUUCCUAAAUUCUGGUAUCCCUGACCUCGGCUCGCUAUUUUAUUCUUUGUGUGUAGUGUUAGUCCGGCCAUCCUAAGGUCCAUUAUACAUUACUAGUAUUUGCAUUCUGCGUGUAGGAUCCCCGAACGUUCCUGACAUUGCAACAGGGCCUUAUGGAUCCGACAGGUGUAAAUACUCAGGUAGGCCCAUACGACAAACCUGUGCUCCCUCCGUGACUCCUCAAUAUGGAGGACUGGAGGUAGAUAUUGUAGGGGCCUUGUCCCAUGUCAAACCACCCCUAUGGUGGAGCAUCAGAAGCUUGUCAGGGUUUUUUAAACCAAAUAAGCAUCCCCUUUGAGCUCCAGCCACAAUCCUAUCUUACCGAUAGAGCCAAGGUAGGAUUUUGUUAUACAACCUCUGGUGUAUAAUUACGUUGCUUUCAUCAAAGCAUUUAGAUGUACUUUUGACCCUCCAGGUAGAAAGGCCAGUGCAGCCAGGUAUCUGCUCAGACUUAAGCAAGGAACCAGAACCUUGGUAGAUUAUGCUCUAGAAUUUCGGUCUCUAGCAUCGAAAUUGCUUGGAACAAUCAGGCAUUUGUUGAUGUGUUUCUUAAUGGUCUCCCUAAUGUUAUAGCUACUAGAGAUAUUCCAGAGAACCUUGAUGAAAUUAUAACAUAUAUAUCACUCAUAGACGAACGCCUGAGAUACAGACAAAAUACUAGAGAUAGACCUAGAAGAAAUUCUAUUUGUAUGGCACCUGUAUUGAAUAAUCCUAACUCUCACACUUGCUUUACAAGAAUCUAUGUAAGUAGGGGUGACUAGAAUAAGUGAAGCAGAGAGACAAUACAGAAGAAGGGACAAAGGGGUCAUCUUUGCCUUAAUUACCCUAACAGGUCGGAAAACUCUCACACCUAAGUCCACAAGGGGGACAGGUCUUGGGUGAUUCUUUUGUGUCUUCUACUAAUGCUCAUAAGGAGCACCGACUUCUGGCUCACAUUGUCUUAGCUUGGGACAAUAAGAGGGUUAAUACCUUGGAAUUAAUAGAUUCUAGCGCAGCUGAGAACUUUAUUGACCAGGAUUUUGCUUUCUAAGUUAAGAAAUAUGCCAUUAGCCGUUGAAGCCAUAGACGGUCGACCCCUCCAGGUACCUAUGAUCACGCAAGAAUCCAUUCCAGUUAUCCUAAUAAUGGGUGUGUUGCAUAAGGAGGUCUGUGUAUUCCAACACAUUACUUCUCCUACCUUCCCAGUAGUAUUAGGAUAUCCCUGGUUAAGGAAACACAACCCAUCUAUCAACUGAGAAAUUGUCUCUUGGGGUAAGAAUUGUCUGGAGAAUUGUAUCACCAAAUUACCUCCCAUUAGUCUUACUAAUGUACAUAAUAUAUCCACUUUGACCAACAAAAUACCUGAACAGUAUUUAACGGUGAAAUACGUUUUUGACCAAGGCAGAGCUGAAUUAUUACCACCUCAUAGACCAUAUGAUUGUGCCAUUAACUUGAUUCCUGGAACUAUACCCUCUUGGUGUGAAAGCGAAUCAGGUCUUAGAAGAAUAUAUUGAAGAAAACCUGAAAAAUAGUUUUAUUAGGAAGUCUUCUUCACCAGCUGGUGCAGGAUUUUUCUUUGUGUCAAAAAAGGAAGGGGAUCUCAGACCUUGCAUAGAUUACAGAGGAUUGAAUAGGAUUACUGUAUAUAAUUGUACAGAAUAAAGUGACUAGCGCACAUAAAUAGAUAUGUUUACCUUAAAAGAUAUCUAAUACAGGUUCUUUCUUAGAAGUUUAUUUUUUUGCCUAUAUUAAAUUGAACUAAUACAUAUAGUGUAAGCUGUAUUUAAACAAAUAUUAUAAAUAAGAGUUGUCGGCAAACUCACAAUUUUUAGAGCCUAUUAUAAAUUGGCUCUGGAUUUGUGGUGCAUUUCAUAUCACUUCUGGAGAUUUGUAAAUAGAAAUUCAGCAGUCACACCCACAGGAACUCGAUGGUUUAGUGCAGGCAUAGGCAACCUUCGGCACUCCAGAUGUUUUGGACUACACCUCCCAUGAUUCUUUGCCAGCAUUAUAGGUGUUAGAGCAUUAUGGGGGGUGUAGUCCACAACAAAUGCAGUGCCUAUCCCUGGUUUAGUGUAACAAAGAUUCCAGGGUCCAAGGUGGAAAUUCAAAGUAAAUAUUUUAUUUGACUUUAGUAAAAGUAUAAAGAAUAAUAAAAGCACAACGCGUUUCAACCUAUAUAAGGUCUUCCUCAGGUGCAGGUAUCUCAUAUACAGAAUACUGUAUGUAAUGCCUAUCCAAUACCCUUGAUAACUGAGUUAUUUGACAGGCUGAGAAGGGCUAAGAUUUUUACCAAGAUAGACUUGAGAAGUGCUUACAAUCUUAUUAGAAUCCGUAUAAAUGAUGAAUGGAAGAUCGCCUUUAACACCAGAUAUGGGCAUUCCGAAUACACGGUUCUGUCUUUCAGAUUAUGUAAUGCCCUUUUUGCUGUUUGUGGUCUUCCAAGACCUAAUUAAUGACGUACAGGGAGUGCAGAAUUAUUAGGCAAGUUGUAUUUUUGAGGAUUAAUUUUAUUAUUGAACAACAACCAUGUUCUCAAUGAACCCAAAAAACUCAUUAAUAUCAAAGCUGAAUAUUUUUGGAAGUAGUUUUUAGUUUGUUUUUAGUUAUAGCUAUGUUAGGGGGAUAUCUGUGUGUGCAGGUGACUAUUACUGUGCAUAAUUAUUAGGCAACUUAACAAAAAACAAAUAUAUACCCAUUUCAAUUAUUUAUUAUUACCAGUGAAACCAAUAUAACAUCUCAACAUUCACAAAUAUACAUUUCUGACAUUCAAAAACAAAACAAAAACAAAUCAGUGACCAAUAUAGCCACCUUUCUUUGCAAGGACACUCAAAAGCCUGCCAUCCAUGGAUUCUGUCAGUGUUUUGAUCUGUUCACCAUCAACAUUGCGUGCAGCAGCAACCACAGCCUCCCAGACACUGUUCAGAGAGGUGUACUGUUUUCCCUCCUUGUAAAUCUCACAUUUGAUGAUGGACCACAGGUUCUCAAUGGGGUUCAGAUCAGGUGAACAAGGAGGCCAUGUCAUUAGAUUUUCUUCUUUUAUACCCUUUCUUGCCAGCCACGCUGUGGAGUACUUGGACGCGUGUGAUGGAGCAUUGUCCUGCAUGAAAAUCAUGUUUUUCUUGAAGGAUGCAGACUUCUUCCUGUACCACUGCUUGAAGAAGGUGUCUUCCAGGAACUGGCAGUAGGACUGGGAGUUGAGCUUGACUCCAUCCUCAACCCGAAAAGGCCCCACAAGCUCAUCUUUGAUGAUACCAGCCCAAACCAGUACUCCACCUCCACCUUGCUGGCGUCUGAGUCGGACUGGAGCUCUCUGCCCUUUACCAAUCCAGCCACGGGCCCAUCCAUCUGGCCCAUCAAGACUCACUCUCAUUUCAUCGGUCCAUAAAACCUUAGAAAAAUCAGUCUUGAGAUAUUUCUUGGCCCAGUCUUGACAUUUCAGCUUGUGUGUCUUGUUCAGUGGUGGUCGUCUUUCAGCCUUUCUUACCUUGGUCAUGUCUCUGAGUAUUGCACACCUUGUGCUUUUGGGCACUCCAGUGAUGUUGCAGCUCUGAAAUAUGGCCAAACUGGUGGCAAGUGGCAUCGUGGCAGCUGCACGCUUGACUUUUCUCAGUUCAUGGGCAGUUAUUUUGCGCCUUGGUUUUUCCACACGCUUCUUGCGACCCUGUUGACUAUUUUGAAUGAAACGCUUGAUUGUUCGAUGAUCACGCUUCAGAAGCUUUGCAAUUUUAAGAGUGCUGCAUCCCUCUGCAAGAUAUCUCACUAUUUUUGACUUUUCUGAGCCUGUCAAGUCCUUCUUUUGACCCAUUUUGCCAAAGGAAAGGAAGUUGCCUAAUAAUUAUGCACACCUGAUAUAGGGUGUUGAUGUCAUUAGACCACACCCCUUCUCAUUACAGAGAUGCACAUCACCUAAUAUGCUUAAUUGGUAGUAGGCUUUCGAGCCUAUACAGCUUGGAGUAAGACAACAUGCAUAAAGAGGAUGAUGUGGUCAAAAUACUCAUUUGCCUAAUAAUUCUGCACUCCCUGUAUUACGUGACUUCCAGCAAGAGUGUGUGAUGGUGUAUCCUAAUAUACUCAAAGGAUAAAGAAACACAUAAACAGAUUAACGAAGUAGUGUCUUGAAUUUUACAACAUAUUCUAUUUUGUAAGUUAGAGAAAUGUCUUUUUGACCAAACUGAAAUUUGUUUUCUGGGUUAUGUAAUCUCGGAGACAGGAUUCGCUAUGGAUCCCAGUAAGUUGGACUCCAUACUCAAAUGGCCACUACCUAAUGGCCUUAAAGCAAUUCAAACAUUUAUUGGUUUCUGAAACUACUAUUGACGAUUCAUCAAGGGGUUUACGUCCAUAGUAGCACCCAUAACGAAUCUGACUAAAAACUGUAAAAAUCACAAAAAAUGGUCUGAUGAAGCUCUUCAGGCAUUUGUAGAUCUCAAAAGGUCCUUUUCUUCCGCCCCAAUACUAGUCCAUCCUGAUCUGAAAGGAGGUAUGAUAUUGAAGAUAGGGAAUUCCUUGCUAUUAUUUUGGCAUUGAAGGAAUGGCGCCAUCUAUUAGAAGGUACUCCAACUCCAAUAACUAUACUUACAGACCACAAGAACCUCUCCUAUAUUGGAGAGGCCAAACAUCUCUCUGCCAGACAAGCUUGUUGGUCUCUUUUUUUGACCAGGUUUAACUAUGUGCUAACACAUAGACCUGGGUCAAAAAACUCCAAGGCUGAUGCGUUGUCCAGCCAGUUAAAACCUCUUGCAUGUCCUGGGACCAGUAUGACUUCUAUAGUUCCUCAGCAAAGUAUUAUUGCUAAUACUAGAAUAAAUAUACAGACUCCACUGGCUUUGGACAUUUAUUCCAAACAAAACCUUGCUCCUAAGAAUCUUCCUAAGGGGAAGAUCUACGUUCCUCCUGAACACUAGAAACAGUUAUUGUUUUGUUUCCUUGAUAGUAAAAUCGCAGGUCACUUAGGUAUAUGCAAAACCUUCAAUUUGAUUUCAAAGAAAUACUGGUGGUCGACUAUGCAUAAAAACAUCACGGAUUAUGUUUCCACUUGCUGCAUAUGUAACAGAACCAAACUGUCUCAUACUCUCCUUUGUGGGUUACUGCAACCUAUCGACAUACCCAAUAAACCUUGGGCAAGCAUUGCCAUGGAUUUCAUAGUUGAAUUGCCUAUGUCUGAGAGAAUUACUGUAAUUCUAACAGUAGUAGACAGAUUCACGAAAAUGACACACUUCAUUCCAUUACCUAAGUUGCCUUCCUCUCCGGAAUUGGCUAAAGUCUUUGCUAAAGAGGUAUUCCGUAUACAUGGUAUACUCCAAGAAAUUAUCUCUGACAGAGGUUCUCAAUUUGUGUCCAAAUUAUGGAGAGCAUUUUUUGUUCAGAGAUGGACAUUUCACUUAAAUUCUCGUCUACCUAUUAUCCUCAAACUAACAGAGCAGCAGAAAGAGAAAGGUCUAAUCAGAGAGUAGAACAAUAUUUACGUUGUUUUGUCUCUGCUCACCAAGAUGAUUGGGUUGGCUUGCUUCCUUGGGCUGAGUUUGCUCUAAAUAAUGUGAUUUAUGAUGUGACUCAACAAACUAUGGUUUUCACCCUGUGGUCAAUAAUUGCAAGCCCAUGAAUCGUCUCUUGAUAAAAAGCAUGCAGAUAGGCGUAGACUUGAUGCCCCUGUAUAUUACCCGGGUGAUAAGGUCUGGUUGAGUACUAAAUAUAUCCGCCUUAACCCCUUACUGACACAUGACGGAAAUAUUCCGUCAUGAUUCCCUUUUAUUCCAGAAGUUGUGUCCUUAAGGGGUUAAAGUCCCGUCUAUGAAAUUUGCACAGAGAUUCAUUGGUCCAUAUAAGGUCAACCCUGUGGCGUAUUGUAUUGAAUUGCCUCACUCCUUUCGCAUCCCCAAUGUUUUCCACGUAUCCUUAUUGGAACCAUGUAACAUGUUCACUAGUCCUGUGGCACCCCCUUCUCCGGUUCAGGUUUAGGACCAGGAGGAAUUUGAGGUCAGUGCUAUCCUGGACUCCUGGAUUUUUAGGGGUACUGUCAAUAUUUGGUGGACUGGAAGGGAAUACGGUCCUGAGGACAGGUCCUGGGUGACUGGUUUUGACAUUAAUGCUCCCCGCUUGGUCCGUUCAUUCCACUCUAUGUUUCCAAACCACCCUGGCUCUUCCUGCCCUGUGGUCAGUCCUCGAGGGGGGGUACUGUUAGGUUACCUUGUGUAUCAGUCAGGGGGAUGUCACAGGCUGGCAUCACAUUGCAGGGUAUUGGGGACACUCCUACCAACUUUCAGCUUGUCCCCAGCACUUCUCACGCCAGCCGCGAUAACCCUGCCUCAGUUUAUGAUGCGGCUAAUGAGCGCCAACGUCAUGAUGCUAAGAACACCACGGCCCGCCAAGAUGUUCUAACAAGAACAUUUUGGGGGGCGUGGUUACCUACCUAAUUGAACACGGUAGUUAAAGAGAAACCAGGGAGAGACUCAUUGCCCUGUUGUGGGUUCUUGUUUGACCCAAUAGCGCGUAUUUCGUAUUUGUAUACUUGUAUUCUGACUUUGGCUUUGUUUGACUAUUCUUUGUGUGUAGUGUUAGUCCACCCUUCUUAAGGUCCGGAAUACAUUAAUAGUAUUUGCAUUCUGCGUGUAGGAUCCCUGAACAUUCCUGACACAGGUCUAACCUCUGGUUUCGGCACACCUCAACCGACUUUUGUUCUUACCAAACUACAUACUUUUAAUUAUAUGUUCUAUCAUAACCCAUACAUAAGUGGAAGGCAUAUGCCCAGUAACCCCCAAUAACUCCUGCUUACCAGUCGUCACCGUUUCAGAAGUUCCCCUCCCACCUCACCCUUUAUUAUUCAUAUUAAUAUACCAGGUGGGCCCUCUUUAUUGCAGGUCUAACCUCUUGUCGGUUUUGGCACACCUCAACCGACUUUUGUUCUUAUCAAACUACAUACUUUUUAUUAUACAUUCUAUCAUUACUCUGCACACAAAUAUUACUUAUAUCUUGUUUAUCUUUAUUAUGCAGGGAAAGCAUAAUUCUUACUUUGGAGUCAAAAAUAAUUGUUUUGCAUUCUUUUUAAUGUAUUCUAUGAAUAAUUAAAUGAAUAGAGGGUCUGCCUCCCCCCCCGUAGUUUCCCUUUAACCCCUUAAGGACACAUGACAUGUGUGACAUGUCAUGAUUCCCAUUUAUUCCAGAAGUUUGGUCCUUAAGGGGUUAACGAUAUACCAUGGCACAAUAACUACUUCAAGUGAAGAUCUCCAGAGAGAUUCAACAGAGUAUCAAGAUAAAUGUAUAACCUCAUAAAUACAGCAAAGUGCAUAUUGAAUUUUUGUUCCUUAACUUUGUUGAUAUAGUUGCUUGGAUAUUAACUGUGUAUCUGUAUUCAUUCCCAUUGCUCUGUGUUUAUGAAGCGCAAUACGAAUGCAAAGUUCUAAUUGUGGACUAAUCAUCAUAGAAAUCAAUCAAGAAUGGUGCUCGCUGGUGGACGUCAUUCUAAAAUGGUUACAUGGGUGGACUACAGCAUGCUAUAGUGGUCAUGGUGCUGGAAGUUUUCUUUUAAUAUCUUAUAGUAUUUCAUAAAAGUUAUAUUUUAAUGUAAAACAUUUCAGUUCUGUGUUAAUGUGAUCCACAAUAUUUGCUUAUUUUUAUCUGUAGGUUGAAGGAGCAGCUUAUCUUGGUUCUUUUGUAUGGAAAUCUCAAAAACUGGGUCUGUGGAGUAGAUCAAGGGGAGAGAAUCUACUCGAUGGGGGAGCUCCUUUUUAUUGCACAUACAAAACUUUGGAUGGAAAGUAUAUGGCAGUGGGUGCUCUUGAACCACAAUUCUACAAGGAACUGUUGAAUGGUAAGUUGUAAUAAUCUAAUUUAUAUUUCAGUCAGUAUAGAUAUCAGAUACGGGUCCUUGGUUUGUGGCCACACAAUCCUAUACACUCAUUAGCUUUCCAUAUAUGGUCUCACUAUUCAUACCACCUCCAUUCACACAGCAUCAUGUGUAGCAAAAAUGAAACCCUGAGCAAUAUUCAGACCCAGUUUCUUCUUAGGUCAUGUCUCCACCAUUAUCUGCUACCCCAGGCCAGUCCUGAGAAGCGUGAUAGCAGAAUCUUGCUUGCUGUAUUUUAAUAGCCUGCUCAUGCACUUACUAAAUUCAUUUUAUUGGACACUUGACCUGUUGUAGCUUGAAAGUAGUCAAUUACAUCUGUUGGUGACUUCAGUCAAUUACAUAUACAGAUCUCUUCUUUUUCUCUCUCUCUCUCUCUCUCUCGCUCUCUCUUCUUUCUCUCUCUCUACAGUGUCCCUUUAAGAAUUCUAUGUUUUGUUGUUGAAAAUAAAGUUUUGUAGUUUAGAAAACAACAAACAAAACUGGCUCCUAACUUUUUUAGCUGGUCUAGAUUAAAGCAUAUUGGAGGUAGCAUCUUUAUAGGUGGGCUACUAAUUGCUGCCAUCUUACUUGUGCGGACUUCAAUGGAAAUAUUGGUGUACUAUAUGAAAUUUGAUAUAUAUGAAAGUCAUGCUUUAGUGUCCCUUUUAAACACACGUUUAGCUUUGUCAAAAGUGAAUUACUCUGUAUGUUUAUUUGGGCCAGUUUGUCCUUGAGUAAUUAAACAAGACCAGCAUUUCCUAAUUGGUGUUCCUCUGUGAAUUGCCAUAUCCAAGAUGGCCGCCGCUCCCUUCUGUUCCUGUAAGGUCGAACAUAGCAGAGACCACGUGGCCACGAUCUUAUUAGUAUGGUUUUUUUGUUGUUGUUGUUUUUUUUUUUUUUUUUUGACUGUUUUAAAAGUCUGCAGCUGAAGACAAGUUACUUUAGUUGGGCUUCUCGUACUUUUUUUUUUGUUAAACUUAUUUACAAAUAUUUUAUUUUAAAAUUUACAGUCUGAUUACUAUCUGUAUAAAUCAGUGAUAUACCAAAAAAACGACAUUGCUUCUGAUAGCAUGGAAGCAUUCAAAGCCACUGUUAGGUGCUCAACUCACAAUAUUGGCCACAGGAGAAGCUAUUUCUUAUACUGCCAUUUAGAGAUUACUGCCAGUCCUUACAUUGGCUUCCUGUAUGCUAUAGGAGUCAAUUCCAGGUACUAAUUCACACCUUUAAAGCACUGAACAACUCUAUCCCCUCUUAUAUCUCCUCACAGAUCCAUAGGUAUGUCCCUUCUCGGUCUCUCCGCUCUGCCCGUGACCACCUCCUGUCCUCACGCUUGCAGGACUUCUUGUGGGUGGCUCCCUUCCUAUGGAAUAGCCUGCCUACCGCCAUCAGACUCUCCCCUAGUCUUGCAUCUUUUAAGAAGUGCCUUAAAACCCAUCUCUUUAGGAAACCUUAUGGCCUCCCAGAGUAACCUCUACCUCACAUACCUGUCUCUUGCUCUCUCCUAAAGGGCAGCCCAUCUUAUUUGACUGCAAAUUCCUGUCCUAAUGUGUUUUACACCCCACCUCCUAUAGAAUGUAAGCUUGAUUUGAGCAGGGUCCUCUUCAACCUAUUGUUCCCAUAAGUUUAUUUGUAAUUGUCCUAUUUAUAAUUAAAUCCACCUCUCAUAAUAUUGUAAAGCGCUACGGAAUCUGUUGGCGCUAUAUAAAUGGCAAUAAUAAUAAUACUGCCCUUUAGAUUAGUGCCCAUUGUGGCAUAUGAGGAUAGGUUUAUUUAUUUUUAUUGUUAUGUAGAGACUGUUAAAAGUCUGCAGCUGAAAACAAGUUAUUCAAGUUAGGUUGUGCUUUUCACAUUUUUAUUUAUUUACCUUUAAUUUUAUUUAAAAUAUAAUUAUAUAUAUAUAUAUAUAUAUAUAUAUAUAUAUAUAUAUAUAUAUAUAUAUAUAAUUAUAUUGUGACCGAAAGCAAGGAAUUGUGCUGGAGGGAAUCUAUAUAUAUCUCCCCCAAAUUUUGCAAGGUUCCUACUUUGUGUAAUUAGCCCCAAGGAAAUGUGUUAUGUUAAAAUGAAUAUUGCACUUUAAAUAUGUGUAUUUUUGGGCCCUGGGGUGGAGCACUUGGAGAGUAGGGUGGGCCUGUGCUCCACUCCACAUUUUGGAAGUUGCUUGGAACUUACAGGUGAGAAGUCCAGUUCCAGAGUUUCAAUCCUAGCCAUCCAACCCAGUUAGCUAAUUAUUUUGUUUAGUUCAGUGGUAGUCAAACCUUUUCUACCUACCGCCCACUAAUGCAUCUUUUUGGUUGAAAAAAUGUCCUUACUGCCCACCAGUUUUCGCGCAAGUGCAGAAUAUUUUUUCGAAAGGAGUGUGUUUUAAAAAAAAGAAAUGUACGUACAUUUAUCUUUUUAUAUCUACUUAAUGCAUGUUUAUAAUGUUUUUAACUUUAUAAAGUUUAAUGAGAAAACAAUAAAGUAAAUUGAAAUUACCUUUACUAGUGAUUAAUGAGAUCCUUGAGGUUGAUGCUGCAAGACUAAAUAUUUGAUAUCUGGUUCGAUUUUCGUAAGGAACAAACGAAGGUCUCCUCUUUCGGUGAUAUUCAGACGAUUUCUCUGUUUGCGCAUAAUAUGAUUUCUCAUCUGUGCGUCAGCUCCCCUCCUCUUUUCCCCUCCACACCUUUUUUUUCCUUUUUAAAAAAUUUUUUUUUUACCUUCCUUAUAGCAAUGCCCAGUAGGAAGGCUGAAAUAGGUAUCCCACUUACUAUUACUUACUAUAGCCCACUAUAACAGACAGGCACACAUAUAUACAUACAGACACACACAUAAGACAUACAUACAAAGACACAUACACACAUAUAUACUGACAGACACAUACAUAAGACACACAUACAUAUAUAUAUAUAUAUAUAUAUAUAUAUACAGACACACUCAAGACAUACAUACAAAGACACAUACACAAACAAACACACAAAAUAUUUUAGUCACCCUCCUGUUUCCUACCUUUUAGGUGCAGGAGGGUGACUUUCCCUGGGGUCCAGUGGUGGCUCAGGUGGAUGGGAGUCAGAGUUCCCACUCUGACUUCCUCCUUCUUUCUCCCGCGCGGUCUGUGUGUUAGCUGGGAGGAGUGACGUGUAGUCACUUCCUCCCAGCUCUGUGAUGUAAUCACAGGGGGCCUGGUCGCGCUGUUAAAGCGCCCAGCGCUGACCGGGCCCCCUUACAAUCCACAUCCAACGUGUGGCCAUGACAGCAUGGGCCACCUGAUGGACCCCUCCAUAUGCGGCCCCGGCGGUUUGCCGGGCGGGCCGGGGCCGCAAGUGGUGAUGGCGGUACCCGGUUGCAGGGGUACCACCGGCUUGCACCUGCCCACCUAAUCUCUCAAAAUUAGAAAAUCCCUAAAGGCCGACCUGGAAUCCUGAAUCGCCCACUAGUGGGCAGUAGGGACCAGGUUGACGACCCAUGGUUUAGUUAGUGCUCAGAAGAGCAAGGAUUUUGUUUUAUAUAUUUUGUUACAACCUUUUAUACCUUACUGUUCAUUUAUUUUGGAACCACAAUAAAAAGAGCAAGUCCUUUUUACCUCAUCCAGCGUGUGAAGUGUCUCUAAAGCCUGAAAAGACUGUGUGUAACACCCCAAUCCCAGGACAAGGUACCAAGGGAAAGGAGUACUUUUGUCACUAUAUAUAUAUAUAUAUAUAUAUAUAUAUAUAUAUAUAUAUAUAUAUAUAUAUAUAUAUAUAUAUAUAUAUAUCUAUCUCUAUCUCUAUCUCUCUCAAUAAAUUAAUGAAACCAAAGAUGGCUAGGGCUGCAUUCACAUGAACAUGCAUACAUUAUAGGGUGCAGCUUGUGCCAAUUUAUACAAAGUACACAAUCCAGCGCACUUGCUCAUUUACCAAACAGCGAUUUCAAGUCUCACAGAGUGUAAUAGUUUUAUUUUAAAAACACCUCACCUAGGCAAAAAAAUAAUGGGGGUUUUCACUACAGUAUAUCAUCAUAUAUUGCAUAAGCAUGACACAAUGUCAAUGUACCCCAUUCUUGGAAGGUCCUAUCCAAUGAGUGAUGAGAUUAAUCCACUUACUUGGGGAAUUCUUCCUUACUGGGACUAUCUGCAGGUUAAGGCUACAUAGAGCCCUUGAAUGAGGCACCUGUGACAGGGAGAGGUGCAAAACCAAAAAGUUGACCUGGACUUCCAAAUAUAUAAAUGAAUGAAACCAUUUUUCUUUCUGUCAUAUGGUGGCAGUACAUGUGGGUUUUGCUCCUUUCCUGUGGACAAGCAUCUAACAAGAUUAAUUAAAUCCACAAACCCCUCCCCUUGCCCUAUAAAAGUGCUAUCCGGCAAAACCUACCUCAGUUUCCUUUCUUGUCCCGAGAGGGAAGAACACAGCAUCUGGAGGGUGAGACACACAGGUUGCUGGUCUGGGGGAAUCAGGUCCUAGAGCUGCCCGGGCGGUUAGCUGAGAGACCAUGCUCCUUCCGUUAUGGUUACGGAGCAAGUGGAUACGUUGCCUUUUAUGCCGAGGGGGUUCCGGCGAGUACUUCCUGGAGGCGGUCUUGAGGCACAGGUACAACUGAUGGAAGCCUGCGCACAGCGGUGGAACGCACGCCCGGGAGGUAAUGCGUUCCACCAAAAGUUCUGGUGGCGCAAAUACGCAUGCGCAUACCAAAAUUUUUUUAUUUUUUUUUUUAAAGCCGCAGAAUUUGAUGCUCGGCGUAGAUGAAGCUGUGCAGUACCCACUGACAGCAUGGAUGCUUGCCAGAAGUGGUACGCCGUGUCACCAGCUCCCCACAUGGCUCAGAGGCAUUUUGAGGUAAGAUUAAUUAAUCUUUCCUUCAAAAUGAUCUCUGUAAAAGUUUAUACACUUAAUUUACAUAUGAAGUUACGAGGAAAAGAAGAGGAUGGAGAUAACAAGCUUUUAUUUCAGGAUGGGUAAUGUUUUGGACCGCUUUCCCUAUAGUGAAAGUUUCAUAAUUUAAACCCUAUUGGAUAUAGGGCUGAUAUCACCUGCAAUGACACAGUGUGUGUCCGCUAUAUGCUCUAUGACGAGUUACAGGGAGCAGUAUAUGUACCCACUAUAUGCUCUAUGACGAGUUACUGGGAGCAGUAUAUGUACCCACUAUAUGCUCUAUGACGAGUUACUGGGAGCAGUAUAUGUACCCACCCACUAUAUGCUCUGUCGAGUUGCUGUGAGCAGUAUAUGUACCCACUAUAUGCUCUAUGAAGGGUGGCUGGGAAGACUCAGCUUCAGUAUAUGUAUCCACUAUAUGCUCUGUGUAUGAGUUUCUAUGAUGGCUCAGUCUCAGUAUGUGUACACACUAUAGGCUCUGAGUUUUUAUGAGGACAAAACCUCUAUAGAUGUAUCCACUAUAUGCUCUAUGACACGUUGAUAUGUAUCCACCUAAUGCGCUAUGUAUAGUUUCUAUGAGGACUCAGCCUCAGUAGAUGUACCCACUAUAUGCUCUAUGACGAGUUGAAGUGUGUACUCCGCUUCAGUAUUUGUAUUCACUAUAUGCGCUAUUAAUGCGUUUUUAUGAGAACUCAGCCUCCGUAUAUGCUCUAUUUAGGAGUUACUGUGAGGACUCAGCCUCAGUAUAUGUAUCCACUAUUUGCUAUGAGUAUUAUGAGGACUCAGCCUCUGUAUAUGUAUCCACUAUAUAAUCUGUCGAGUUGAUGUGAGGACUCCGCUUCAGUAUUUGUAACCACUAUAGGUGAUAUGUAUGAGUUACUAGGAGGACUCAGCCUCAUUAUUUGUACCCAUGAUUUGCUCUAUGUAUGUGUUAUUAUGAGGACACAGCCUCCGUAUAUGUAUCCACUAUAUGCUCUAUGACGAGUUGAUGUGAGGACUUUGCUUCAGUAGAAGUAUCCUCAAUAUGCUUUAUGUAUGAGGUACUGGGAAGACAGGGCCUCAGUAUAUGCCUUCAAUAGAUACUCUAUGGAUGAGUUACCAGGAGGUUACUGCCUCAGUUUAUGUAUCCUCAUUAGGCUGUAUAUAGGAGCUUCUGUGAGGACGCCGGCUCUGUAUAUGUAUCCACAGGAGCUGCGUAACCUUGGUAUAUAGCAUAGGUUGUCUAGGUAUGCUUUCUGUUUGAACAGAUUCAAUAUGUGACUGAUAUCUCUGGCAUUUUGGAUGGUUAAGAGACCCCCACAAGAUAUGUGAUUUCAGACAGCUUUACUAGCAGGAGCUGCCAUAACCAGAGAUAUUGGUUUGUUUGUUUUUUCCUUUUUUUGCUCAACGCACUGCAGAACAUAAUUCCUGGAGAAAGGAUUAACCUCUGCCCCAAUCUUUCCAGAAUUUGCAGUUGUCUAAUGAAAAUCCCCUUUUCUCUUUAUGAUUGCGAAUGUUUGGUAGUUUUAUGGUGGAGAUCUUAGACGACUGAUACCGCAUCAAAAUUGAUCCUUUGUGAGCUUCCCUUGGGUAAUCAGAAUAUGUUUGGGUCUCACUUGAAGAAAAUCCAACACAAUUUAGAGACUAAGAAAAUACUGAGCAAAUUCCGAUAAAUUGAAACAGGAGAGUAUAGAGUGUUGCCUCGGUACUUUCUAAAGAAAGUAAAGUUGUGUAAAUAUAGGCGAUUAUUUAUUUUUUGGGGAGAUCAGACGGAGGAAACAGAGGGAAACAUUUGACGCCGACGAUUCUAUCAGCAAUCCAUAGAUUCUAUUUCUUAUUCAAAAAGAGUCCCUAGAUCUCGUGAACAAGUCAAACAUAUUGUUGGUUUUCUCUCCCCUAUCAUAGAAGAAAGGGAGUUGGUAGUAGCGGAUCCGUUUUUUGAAUUAGAUAGAGUUCCUUUCAGGAGGAUUGUCUUCCGUCUAAAGACCUUGUUGGGGAUCACUAUCUAGUCCCCAUCAUUUUUCGUGGUAAUGGUUAAAGGGACACCAUAGGAUCUACUUCAUUUCAUUAAGCUGGUUAUAGUGUCUGGAGUCCUCUGGUACCAUAAUUUAUUUCAGCAUUAAACAGUUUUUAAACUUUUAAUGUUUUAAUGCUAAACAAGAGUCCCUUGCAAUCCUGUGCUGCUUUGGCUAAUAAGGAAGUAUUAGCCUGAGCAGCAAUAGGCAGCUGUGAUUGGCUGAGAGUGUCAGCUGACUGCUUUUAGCCUGUCAGAGCUCCAACUGACGGUAUGAAUGGGUAUGACAACAAGGAAGUGUGUAAUCUCUGCCUUAGCUACACUUACUGAAGGGGCCGGACUGUGGGUGGCCAGGGACUCUUAUUUUGUGGCAUACAGCACGAACAUGGUGCAACAUUGAAUGGAGGGACAGUGCCAGGGCACUCCAGGCACUAUAACCAAUUCAAAGAGAUGAAAUGCUUAUAGUGACUACAGUGUCCCUUUAAGGGAGAAAUAGCAGAUUUCGGGGGUUUAAAGCUGUGCUUCCGCCCUUCACCUCUUCAGUCUGUGGAUACGGCGGAAGGCUGUAAAGAUUCAUUCGGACACUUGUACAAAGGUUUGAUAUGUCAACCGGCAGGGAGGAACCAGAGUAGGUGCUCUUUCUCGCCUGCAUGCGGUUAUCUUGCUGAGGUGCAUAAUUAUCUAGUAGAUAUUUCGGCAGUUCUAAUCAGAGGGAUUGACAAUGACAUAGCUGUCGAGCUCAGAAAGGGAAAUUGGAAUGAAAAAGUUUGGUCCUUAGGUCCAUGUAAUUUGACAGUCUGGAGAGGAAAUUUGGUGUUCCAGACAUGGCCCUGGUGGCAAACAUUUCAAUAACAAGGUUCCCCAAGUCACCUCCCUGUUCAGAGCAGGUCCCUCGGUGAUAGAUAACGCUCAUUGUAAUAUAAUGUCAGGUUGGCAUGUCUCUUUCUUCCGCUUACGCUAUUUCCAAGUUGUCUUCGAAAAUUAGGGCUGUCGGAGCCUUAUCCUGGUUCUUAUUCCAUUCUGGCCAUACAAGGUUCUGAUUCCGUACUUUCAAAAGAUGGCCUCCACACAGUGGUAACUUCCAAGCUCGAACGAUCUCAUGAUGAAUAGGAAUCUACCCUAUUGGUUCUGUAGAGGUUCAGGUUAAUGGCCUGGCUACUGCUAGGUUACUUCUUCAUCAUCUAGGUCUGCAAGAAGAUAGAUUCGGCUGUGUAGCUUGAUCAACUAUAUUUCCUGCUUAAAAGGUCUACUUUCUAAUAAGGGUCAGGUUUUUUUAUUGGUGUUGGGAACACCACUGCCUGUGUGUUCAUCCGCCUGUAGAACCAUGCUUUAAUGUCUUCAGGAUUUUGUUCUGCAGGCUUCGUGUUUUCUGCUUUGAGGUUCAGGCCUCAAUCCUGAGAAUCCUGCUGAAAUAAGAUUUUGCAUCCAUAUGUUAAACUUAAGGUUUUUUUGUAAUCUGCCAGGUCCAGACAUCCUCCUAGAGUUCUGUUUUUUUCCUUCCUGGGAUUUAUCCUUGAAUUUUACUAGCUCUUGGUAACACUCUUUCGAUCCUGUGAAAAGGUUUCCCUUACAAGUUUUGUUCCUCUAGGCCACCUUCUUGGGGGCCAUCAUAUCGGAUAGAAGGUUCAAGUGAGCUUCAGUCAUUUUCAUCCCCAGAUUAUUUUUUUCAGUAUUGCUCGUGGACACGGUGGUUCUUCACACUAAACCUUUCUUUUUUUCCUACGGGUUUGUACUACGAGUCACCGUUUGUUUCUGCUUUCCUUUUGGUGGUUGUGCCAUCUCGCCUCGGGGGCUUAAAUAGUUUUUUUCUUGUAUCUUAAAGGAGCAUUGCAAGAUCUCUCUUCCUAGGACUGAAUAGCCUCAGGGGCAGUAAGAGCUCUUGUUUCUUCCAGUGGACAUCUGUGAGGCACCGUCUUGGGGCUGCCUUUCCACUUUUUCAUUAAACUCUACAGGCUAGAGAUAUUCUCAUCCUCUGAAACGGCCUUUGGGCGUAAAGGUUGCGACCUAGGGUGACAUUGGACCCGCCCGGGUUAGGGAUCUUGCUAAAUCCCACAUGUACUGCCACCAUGUGACAGAAAAAAAUGAAUUUUUUACUUACUGUAAAUUCUUUUUUCUUAAUAUGGUGGCAGUACAGCUUCCCUCCCUCUAUAUUAUAUUUUCUUGAUUACAGUAUAAGUUUUAUCUGUAGUUUUUCUUGCUACUUACUGAGGUAGGUUUUGCCGGACAGCCUUUUUAUAGGGCAAGGGGGGUUGUUGAUUUAAUUAAUCUUGUUAGAUGCUUGUCCACUGAAAAGGAGCAAAACCUACAUGUACUGCCACCAUAUUAAAAAAAAAAAAAAAAAAAAAUUUAUGGUAAGUAAAAAUUUCUGUUUUUUUUAUUUAAAAAUUCUAAUGAAAAAAUCCACUCAUUAAAAGAUAGGUCCUACGGCGCAAACAUUUUUGGGGGGGUUCCACGAUAUUGGUAUACCAUGUCAAAGGGUUCCACGGGAAAAAUUAAUUGAGAACUAACACAACCAAAAAUGUUUCAAAUUGUCAUUAGGCUGGCGGCAGUUCUAAACUUGAUUUAAUUAAGAGUAAGCUGUAUACUCUUCUAUGCCCAGUGAAAAUAAGGGAUUAUAUGUAAAGUUUCACAGAGGAUCGAUAAUAUGACAUUACCUCUCUUUCCUCUAGAUAAUGUUCUUGCACAAUAUGUUAUGUAAGUAGCUCAGUGCUGGAAAAUGUUAAGCCCUGUGAAUGUUAAAGUACAUUAACUUGAAACUCAACACUAGAAAAAUAGAUGCUUACAGGUAAAUAAUUAUUUAAAAUCUCUGCUGUUUUCCUUGCUCUGAAUUUCAUGUGGUAAAUUGGAUUUAAUUUUCCAUGUACUGUGCAAUAUAUUUAAUUCCUUCUAUUAAUAUGCACUGUAUUGUUGCUUAAUAGUCAGACCGAAUACUAAUACUUUUUAAUAUAAGUAAAUUGUGAGGAAAUUGCUUCCACCUCUUACACCAUGGGAUAGAAAACAAAACUUUAAAGGAACACUAUAGGGCCAGGAACUGACUCCUGACUCUAUAGUGUUAAACCCACCAUCUAGCCCCUCAUGCCUCCCUAAAUAUAGCAAAAUCUUACUUGUAUUCAAGCCUGAAGCUGUAGCUCUGCAUGCUGUUUGCCUAGAAAUAGCAAGCUGUCUGCUGACAUCAUCAGAAGUGGUGGCCUGAUCCAAUCACAGUGCUUCCCCAUAGGAUUGGCUGAGACUGACAGAGGCAGAUCAGGGGCAGAGCCAGCACAGUUCAAACACAGCCCUGGCCAAUCAGCAUCUCCUCAUAGAGAUUAAUUGAAUCAAUGAAUCUCAAUGAGGAAAUUCCAGUGUCUGCAUGCAGAGAGAGGAGAUACUGAAUGUUUGGAUGCAUUUUAGGCAGCCAGGACCCAGGAAAGAUCUCAAACAGCCACCUAAGGAGCGGCCAGUGAAGUUAUCAUUAGGCUGUAAUGUAGACACUGCAUUUUCUCUGAAAAGACAGUGCUUACAGCAAAAAGCCUGAAGGUAAUGAUUCUACUCAUCAGAACAAAUUCAACAAGCUGUAGUUGUUCUGGUGACAAUAGUGUCUCUUUAACUAGAAAAUCUUUCUGCAGAAUCUUGCUUGCUGUAUUUUAAUAGACUGCUCAUGUUCUUACUAAACUCAUUUUAUUGGACACUUGGCUUGUUGUAGAGUGAAAUUAGUCAAUUACACCUGUUGGUGACACUCUGACACUGUUAUUUACUAAACUGAGUAUUGAAGGGAAUUUCAAAUGUAGUAGCAGAAUGGAAAACAUAGCUGUUUUUCCAGUUCACCUAUUUAGAUCUGAAAUGUUUAAUUUCACUUUGAAUUCACCUCCAGUUCUUACUUAAAUAUUCUUAGUUUGUGAAUAGCUUUGUGAGCUUUUCAUUAAUUUAUCUAUAAUGUGGGUGUUUAGGCUGAGUGCUUAAAGGGGCACUAUAGUCACCAAAACAACUUUAGCUUAAUGAAGCAGUUUUGUUGUAUAGAUCAUGCCACUUUAGUAUCACUGCUCAAUUCUCUGCCAUUUAGGAGUUAAAUCACUUUGUUUAUUCAGCCCUAGUCACACCUCCCUGCCAUAGGCGUGCGCAGCCUAUUGCAUAAGGGUGUGCACCCUAAAGCACAAACACACGCCGCGUGUGUGUGUGUGUGUAUGUAUAUGUGUAUAUUUAUAUGUGUAUAUUUAUAUAUAUAUAUAUAUAUGUAUAUUUAUAUAUAUAUAUAUAUAUAUAUAUAUUUAAAAAAACAAAAAACAGUAAGUCUGGCAUUCAAUCCUCAAAAAUAAACAAAAAACUUACACCAAGGUGCUGCUCUGCGCUGAAUAUGUAAAAUGUAAUAAAGAUGAGGGCACUCAAUGGACUUCCAAAGAAAAAAAUCUAUUAGAAUGUUGCCAAUAUGGAUCAACGUUUCGACCAAACAGGUCUUUAUCAAGAUGAUUGAUAAAGACCUGUUUGGUCGAAACGUUGAUCCAUAUUGGCAACAUUCUAAUAAAUUUUUUUUUCUUUGGAAAUCCAUUGAGUGCCUUCAUCUUUAUUACAUUUAUAUAUAUAUAUAUAUAUAUACACUAUAACUGCUACAUACAGCUAAAGUUGUUUUGGUGACUAUAGUGUCCCUUUAACCCCUUCAGGACCAGACUGUUUUUGCGAUGUUUGUACGUUAAGGACCAGAGCUAUUUUAACACCUUUGUGGUGUUUGUGUUUAGCUGUAAUUUUCCGCUCUCUCAUUUACUGUUCCGAUACAAAUGAUAUAUUGUUUUUUUCAGGACAAAAAGGGCUUUAUUUACAUACUAUUAUUUUUAUCAUGUCAUAUAAUUUAAUUUUAAAAAAAUAAUAAAAUAUGGUGAAAAAUUAAAAAUAAAACACGUUUUUUGACUUCUACUUAAUAUUUUACUGAUCUACAAAAUCGAAUGAAACAAACUGCUAAAUAUAUUCAAAAUUUUGUCCUGAGUUUAAAAACACCCAAUGUUUGUGUUUUUUUGCUUUUAUUUGCAAGUUAUAGGGCUAUAAGUACAAGUAGGAAAUUGCUGUUUCAAAAUUUACAUUUUUCAAAUGUAUCAAUAGUGACAUUGUAACACUGUUAUGUCAUAAAUCUCCAAAAAACACCCCACAUGUAUAUAUUUUUCUUAAACUAGAUAACCCAGGGUAUUCAUCUAAGAAUAUUUUGAUACUUUCUAUGCAGCCAUUUUACCACAAAACCUUUGCCAAGCUUUGCAUAGGUAGUUUAUUUUUUAUUUAUUUUUUUCACAUACUUUGCAAUUCAGGUAUAAAUUCACAGAUUCUGUUAAGUUUCACUGCCAAACAACACCCCAAUAUGUGUUCAGCAACAUCGUUCGAGUACAGGGAUACCCCAUGUAUAGGUGUGUCGGGUUGUUUGGGGGCUAAAAGGCCACAUUUGGCAGGUGCGCAUAUCAGUUUCCCAGCUUGGAAUUUUGACAUGUAGUCAACCUGCAUGCAUGCCCUAUUUGGGACAUUUUUGAAGCCGGCCAAUGUAUUUUACCCCCCAUCAAACCAUAUAUUUUUGAAAAGUAGACACCCUAGGGUAUUUCACAUGGUGGUAUUUUAACACUUUCCAUGCACUAAUUCUACCACCAGGCUUUGUCAAAGAUUGAGUUAGUGCAUUUUUUUCUGUUUUUUCCACACACAUUGUACUUUAGGCAUGAAUUAACAGAUCCUGUUAUGUAUCACUGCCAAACAACACCCCAAUAUGUGUUCAGCAAGAUCUCCGGAGUACAGUGAUACCACCGAUGCAUAGGCCUGUCGGGUUCUUUGGGGGCUAAAAGACCACGUUUGGUAGGUGCGGUUAUCAGUUUCCAAACUUGGAAUUUUGACAUGUAAUCAACCUGCGCCCAUGUCCCAUUUGAGCCAAUGUAUUUUACCCCCAUCAAACCAUAUAUUUUUGAAAAGUAGACACCCUAGGGUAUUUCACAUGGUGGUAUUUUAACACUUUCCAUGCACUAAUUCUACCACCAGGCUUUGUCAAAGAUUGAGUUAGUGCAUUUUUUUUCUGUUUUUUCACACACAUUGUACUUUAGGCAUGAAUUAACAGAUCCUGUUAUGUAUCACUGCCAAACACCCCAAUGUGUGUUCAGCAACAUCUCCCGAGUACAGUGAUACCCCCCAUGUAUAGGGUUGCUGGGUUGUUUGGGGGCCAAAAGGCAACAAUCAGAACUUGUACAUGUCAGUUUUUCAACUUGCUAUAUAGGUAUGCUUGGUCUAUCUUCAGUUUGACAUAUUUUUGCACCCCCCAGUUAAUGUAACCAUCAUGAAAGUAUAUAUUUUUAUAAAAUAGACAUCAAAGGUUAUAGAAGAUGGGGUGCUUUGACUUCUUUCCCCCAACCAUUUUGCCCCCCCCCAAAAAACAGAGAAAGUGUAGUGGUAAUUUUUAAAUUCUGGUUUUUAUGCAUACGUCAUCUGGUUUUGGCCAGCUGGUUAUGUGUUACUGCCAGAAAACGUGUUAGACCAAAUGUGCAGGUAGCAAAUGUAAAUUUAGCAGCAAUCUUUAAACUGACCCCUGCAAAUAGAAUCUAACUGGAGAUUUGGGGGAAGGAAACUGACUAACAAAAAAUGGCUGCUUUCCAAAGAAACAAAAAAUAAAAUAAAAAUUCAGGAACACUUCUUACAACUGUUCUGUGUGGUACAGCUUGAAACAUGUUCCUACACACUUGGUUUCGAAGGGCAAUCAGGACCGUGAAAAGGGGUGUCUGUCCUUUUCCCGUUUUUAAAACAGACCUGGCAAUGUUUCUGGGGGAGGGGGAGAGGGGGUUCUAGCAGUUGGCGGUAACUGAAAAAUAAAAUGCCUGGACUCAGCUUGCACCAUUGUUGGAACUUGUCCAUCUCCAUAAAUUGUUAAAGAAAUUAUUUUCAACUGAAAUUGGAGAAAGGUGGUUUACCCUGGAUUAAUUUUUUUAAAAAGCAAAAAUGAGUUGUGGGUUGCUAUUUGCAUCACAUAGAUAGCCACCUUUUUAUACCAUGCUUUGUUUUUUCGUAAAAUAAGAUAUGGCUGCAUCAGCUUAUCAGCCAAAUCAACUCCCCCCAUGUACUUUUUAUAUGCCCUGAUGCAAACCGGUUUGGACUCUACUCUGCCCCGGACAGAGACGUCUGACAUGCGUUCGUCAUGGAUGGUGGUUAGCAUGUUGACAUCCUUCCUGUCCCUAAAUUUUAGUGCAAGCACUUCAGCUUUGAGAAGUGCUUUACAUUCGCCUUUUUUUAAUUUUGCCUGUAUGAGAGAUCGUGGAAAGUCUUUGGAAUUUUUUCUGGCAGUGCCGCAGGCCAAUGUCUGUAAACCAUAAAGUGUUUUAAACAGACGGACACUACUAUAAAAAUGAUCCACAUAAAGGUGGUAACCUUUAUUAAACAAGGGGUUUAGUAGGUCCCAUACAAGUUUCCCACUUGUCCCCAGGGAGUCAGGACAGCCAGGAGGGUCCAGUUGACCAUCUUUCCCCUCAUAUACACUAAAGGCAAACAUGUUUCCACUUUCGCUCUCGCACAGUUUGUACAGUUUUAUGCCAUACCUAGAGUGCUUUGAGGGGAUGUAUUGUCUGAACCCUAAUCUCCCUUUGUAUUUCAUUAGCGAUUCAUCUAUGGAUAAAUUUUGUUGGGGGGUAUAAACAUCCGAAAAUUUGUCCUGAAAAUGGUCUAGCAGUGGGCGUAUUUUAUGAAGCCUAUCGUAUUGGGGGUGAUCUCUAGGGUGACAGAGGGUAUUUUCACUGAAAUUUAAAAAUGUCAGCAGUAACUUGUAUCUGGCACUAGGCAUGGUUUGGGAGAAUACUGGACUAGACAUUAUUGGGUUGGUGCUUCAGUAUGAGCGAAUCGAUGGCUUCUUUAUAAUCCCCAUGAGCAUUGUAAGCUCUGGGACAUCUGUGGGAUGCCAGUCAUGCUCCCUGACUGUAUAGCUACCUGGAUUGUUAUCAAUAAAUUGGGUAGCAUACAAGUUAGUCUGGGAAGCAAUCUCCUCCCAGAUGGUAUCCCCUAAAAAUAGUUCUACAUACUGCAUUGGGGAGAAGCCAUCCACAUUAACAUUAAUGCUUGCGUUGGCACUAAAAGGGGGGACGUUGGGCUCGACUAACUGUGGAGGUACCCAGUCCUCCUCCACAUUCGGCGUAGCAGAGGAAGCACAGCUUCUUUUUUCAGCCGGCUCACACACAGAUGACAUGUCUUGACUAGAAAACUGACCUGGGUCAAAAUCUGACGCAGUGUCAGUGGAGUCAGAGUCUGACGCCAAGAAGGCAUAUGCCUCCUUCAAGUUAUACAUACGCUGCAUGUUUUACACACGACUAAAACAAAUUACAAACACACAAAAAUUUUGGGGGAAGGAAACUGACAGACCAAGAAACAGAUUUUUAAAAGAAAUGUAACCCUUUAAGGGCAAAAAAAAAAAAUACAGACAGUACAAAUGCACUGCUGUAACAGAUCUGGCAGGGAAGGGGUUAAAAGGUGAUUUAAAAAAUAAAUAAAAUACUGAUACUUUCUGAUGGUCACUGAACACUGCUGCAACAAACUAUCACGAUCUCUGUCUCUCUCGCCUCACAAAACGCUACAGAGGAGAGAGGGGCAGAGAUCCCUGUCAAAGUGAGUGUUUGUAACACCCAUUUUGACAGCAGCCAAUUGUGAGCGAUCGCGGAUCGCGCACACGCCGCAAUUGGCUGUUACUAUCUGCCUGGGAUGUCUGGCAGAUAGUUACAGUGUUAUACAGGCGGGAGCGAUCUUUGAUCGCUUCCCGCAGCCCGUUUUUUGCUAUGACGGUUCAGGACCGUCAGUGGUCCAAACGCACGUUUUACCGCUGACGGUCCUGAACCGUCAGCGGUCCUGAAGGGGUUAAGUACUUCACGUGGCAUUGCUCAUAUUAAAGGGUUACGCUAACAACCUUCAACACUUCUGCUUUCAGAAGUAAUCAUGGUUGUAGGAGUCUGUAUGUUCAGAGUUUCUACUUAAAACACUGCACAUACCGAAAAAUAUGCAGAUUUGUGCUGGGGUCUAUUUACACCCCUAGCACAAGUGAUUUAGUCAUCACAGAACUCUGUUCUGGACUGCUCAAUAUGAAUUCUGUGCUAAAAUGAAGUCUGUAGUCAUCACACACUGCUGUAAUGAGAUGAUAAUCUCCUCCCUCCCUGUGCUCCCUCUCAGCUCUCCCCACCUCCUCCAUGUUCAACAGUUACAUGUACUCUGAGACGGUAUAUGGUCCAAUAAAAACGAUUCUUUUUAGAAGAAAAUUUGAGGAAGGCACACAUCUUAUUAUCUAUAGUGGAUAUAGCACAUACAGUGUUCCUUUUAUAGGCUUUUAUAAUACAUACAGUUUUCUUGAUGAUGAAAGUUGUGCUAGUGAGCCAGAGUGGCAAAACUGCUUACAAAGGUCUUGUUUUUAACCAGGCUACUGUUUUUGCUAUAUGUUGGCUUGGCAGCAAUAUUAUAAUGCAGUAUCACUAAGAUGAUACUAUAGAUAUACACUGUUGAUUUAGUUUUGUAAUGCAUAAUCUACGGUUGCCUCUUAAUUCGCAAUAGCUCUACGACCCAGGUAAUUUAUAUGCGCUAUUACUUAUUUUCAAUUCAAUUAUUUUAAAUUGUUUUAACAUUUGUACAUCUAAAAAUGAAAAUACAAAAAUGCAUUCAAAAUAUUACAUUUAGAAUAGACAAUUGCCUCAUUGUUUGAUUUAAAAUUCUUUAUCCGCAGAAUAAGCAUUGAUUUUAAUUUUGUUUGAUGCGUUCAGACUGCACAUAUUGUUUAUUCAGUGGUUCCUGUCAUUUCUGUGCAAUUUGUGAACUUGAUGCCUUGCGGGAAAUAAGGAAUUAGCAUUGGUUAGUGGAUAAAUUAGGAUAGCAGCUAUAAAGCAAUAGUAGAGCGAAGGCAUCUGUCAGUUACAUUACCCAUUUGCAAAUUAAAACAUGUCUUUUUGUUUUCUUAAAGGGGAACUACAAGCACCAUAAAAGGCUUAUAGUGGUGGUUGUGGUGCUAGGCACUAUGUCUUCAGACCCUCCAAUAUUUGAGAAUCCAUUUUUACGUAUUUUGACAAAAAAGACAAUUGUCUUGGGUUCGGCAGGACCAUCCCUAUCCACAAUCGGCGUAGUGCGAGCGAAUCAGUAGACGCUGCGCUGACAGGACACAAAGCUCACGCUCAGAGCACUUACACAUCAUUCUCAUCAUGGGAUAAGACUGGCCAUACAGACUGUUAGUCACUUUUUGUGAAUGCACGGCAGACUGAAAUGCUUCUUUUCAUCGAUGCCUCCUUCCAAGCGUGGUACUAAAACCAAAUAUUGAAAGUAUGAGCACUGAAUGGUGUAAGAGAUAGUAAAGUCUUAUAUUAAUUUGAAAUAACAUAUGACUUUAUAAAUACAUAAUAAAUUCAGGGCCCAAAUUUUUAAGUGUUACUCUACUAGUUCUAGGUCUAAAAUGUAUUCACCACUACAAGCGUGUAGGGUCCAAGGCACAAUCAUCAGGGGUACGUUUCUACUCACCAGGGCUGAAUUUCAAUGUAUGUAAACACGGGCAUUCAAGAUUGUCUGUUUCUUUGUAAAUAGAUUUAUUUACGAGAGCAUAUUUUUAGCAUGAAUAUAUUUGCACAAAAACAUAAGCAUUCCUUACAAAUGAACAAACAAAGGUUUGGAAGGAGGUGUGUGAAGAAUAGCACACAUGAUUUAUAUUUAUGUAAAAGGAACACUAAAAAAAACAAAAACAGUUGAAUGUGUUUUACUUAUUUUUUAAAAUUCAGGGCCCCCAUUUUGUUUAUAUAAUGUAAAUCACUAUUAAUCAUUAAAAUUACUGUAAUCCAAGUGCAGGGACAGUCUCCUCACUGCAGCUGGACCCUACAAUCAUGAUGGCUGGAUCCUUUAAUCAUAAUGACUAAUCUAAUCAGAUGUUUUUCACAGGGAAUCCUUGUGUACACAUGGUACAUCUGUGGCAAACAUCACAAUCCAUCAAUUCAGUACUUCUCUAUGAGAAGUAUUGCAUCUAGAGCUUCUGCUAGCGAAGCAUUGGACACACACAAUCUAUGGUAUAUUUUUCAUGCUGGCACCAGACAUCAAAUAGAUUCAGUUUUUGCAAUGAUUUCUUCAAACCCGUAGGCGACCUUAAAAGGCACAUAAAAUCACAUUUCCUUUCCUCAAUAUAUUAACAUAGACUAAGCAGAAAGGGAUUCAUUAUUUUACUCCCCCCAUUCAUGAUAGAUGUAAAAAAUAAUCUUGUUUUUACAAAAUCUAAUUUUAGCGAGGCCUAAACUGCACGCUCAGGGGUUAACAGGUAUAUAUGACCGUACUUCCACGGCCCUGCACUUAGGCACAGCUUUUAUCACUUAAGGCUUUUUUUCUUUUUUUUUUAGCCAGGGAAGUGAAGAAUUGAUGCGUUGUAAUUUAUUUAUUUAUUUUCAGAAGUCUACUUUGUGUAUAUGAAAUUACUUGGAGCUUGGUCUUAUGUCUCAUCUUAUCUUUUCGAACAGUACAAAUAUUAGUCUUGCUUCUGUAGAUUGUCCCCUGGGACCAAAGACUUAAACCUUAAACUCUUUAUAUUAUGACACUUAACUUUAUUUGGGGUGGGAGGAUGGGGGGGAUUGGAGUGGGGAGAUGACAGAAAUGCCAAGCAGAAACAUCUUCGCAACUCCGGUGAUGGAAGCCAUCAUGUGUUUGUGAUACUGUUAUUUUUCAUAACUCACUUAAAAACUCAAAUUGAUUACCCUUAAUUUAGAAUAUCCCAUAUUUUGUUUUGCUUGAUUAUUUUAAAGUCAGAGAAGAAGCACAAACAAACUGAUUUAAAGGGAUUCUCGAAACACCAAAACAAGUCUACACUCUUACACACACCCUUCUUGACAAAAGGUUAUAUUUUUAUUCAGAUCUUGCAGCACAGUAUGCUUACUUUUAGAAGCUAGAUCUCCUACUCUGGUAAUUGAACGUUUAUCACAUACAGGAGGCUGUUUAUGGGCUUUAACUGGCAAUCCACAGAGCCAGAAACAAGAACUUAUGAAUUAAAUACACUUUUGCAAAAAUAGGAAUCUAUAGAAAAUUAGAUUUUUUUUCAGGAAGUGCAGGUAGGCUGUAUGAGUCUCAGGGAUUUUAUAUAUAAUAUCUUUCUUGAUGGGUGUAAUCUAAAGAUCCAGUUGCAAGAGAUCCAACUUGCCUUUUGUAUGCACUCUAACUCAGUGGGCAAUUGUUAACUUGAUCUUUGACUUACAAUAAUGAUAAAGUUAAUAUGACUCCGUUCCACAUAUAAAAACCUCCUAAGAUCUCAUUGAGAAUGACUGUCAGUGACCAGGGAAGUCUACUUAUUUUGAACCUCAACAUAAAGGUGUCAAAUGGCUCACAAUAUACGGCAUUUUCCCCUGUACCUAGUACACAAAUUUAGUAAGAAAGCCCCUGUGUAGAAUUCAUGGAUGAGGUCAAGAUCGUUUGCUAUAGACCUGACUAAGUGUAUUUAUCCAGUCAUCAGCACAAGAAGAUUUACAGAACAUAGGGAUGGAAUCACAAAGGUAACCUUUGGAACAAAUUGUCAUCAGAAAAACUAAAACGAGGAAAUAAAUAGUUCAUUUGUGCAUUUUUUUUACUUUUCAUACAAAUCUGUCAUUCACUUUCUUCUGCAAAAUGUAUCUCCGUCUGGUAUCUCUAUAAUUAGUUUUUAUAUGUUUGUUAUCUGCAGGGCUUAAUCUAGACUCUUCAGAUCUUCCCAGCCAGAUGAGCUUCUCGGAUUGGCCUGAAAUAAGGAAGAUAUUUACGGAAAAAUUUGAACAGAAAACUCAAGCAGAAUGGUGCCACAUAUUUGAUGGGACCGACGCGUGCGUAACUCCUGUUGUGUCCUUGAAUGAAGUUACAGCACACCAGCAUAAUAAGGAGAGAGGAUCUUUUAUCAUUAAUGAUCAAGGGGAAGUAAGCCCUAGGCCUGCCCCACUUCUCUCCAGAACACCUGCAGCUCCCGAUACCAGCAGGGAUCCAUUUGUAGGAGAACACACUUAUGAAGUCCUGUCAGAAUAUGGUUUCAGCGCUAAAGAAAUUUCAAAUUUUCAGACUUCUGGAGAAAUUGCGUGUAACACACCAAAGAGUCAAUUAUAAAAAUGAAAUAGCAUUGGUAACCCUUUCAUUUAUAAGUGCAAUUGUUAAAUAAUUAAGGUGAUUAUUUGAACUCUAUAAUAACGUAUAUUGAGAUUAUUUAUAUAAACUCAAGGCCUUAUUUGGGUCUGAUAUGAAUUGUACAGUAAUAUUUUUCCCAAUUCAGCUAAAAUGGACCAUUUUUGCUCUAUCGGUUUUUAAAGUCUGAGUAAUUUUCAAAGUAAAUUGUGUUUUGGAUUUUUUUUUUCUUGUCAGAUUUCUGCUUUGACUUCUCUCCUUCACUGUCUACAGUUCAGUAUAAUACAAAAUCUAUACUGAUAACAUAGUAUCUGAUAUAUACAGGGAGUCUCUAUUAUUAUAAUACCAUUAUAAUAAUAAUAAUUAUUAUUACAGUUCUAAGGCAGUGACAUUACUACUUCUCUAACCAGCUAGCUCAUAUAUGUAUGUAAAAAACAAAGAUGUGUUCUUAAUGAAUUAACAAUUAAUUGUAGCAUUUACUAAAGUUUACACAAAUUCCCUAAAAAGGGUAUGUUUCAUUAUUAGUUCCAGAACUGGCCUCUGCAACUACUGAACAUUUACACCUUUUUGCCCAGGACUUACUUGUUAAUGUUGGGAUUUGUACUAUAAAAUACUUCUCGUAUGAAAGCAUUGAGGAUAAACCUUUUGGAUGGGUGGGCUUAUAAAGAAUUAGAAUUUUUGUAUACAGAAGGGAAAAAAAAUCAUACUUUAGGACUGUAUUAGUUCAUGUGUCCCUUUUAAGAAUUUACCCAUUCGGCCAUUGACAGCCUGUCAAAGGCAUCUGGGAUUGGCAUACACUGUUGCACAAAGCUGAUAUUUCCAGCCAGGAAGAGAAUGGCUUGAAGGUUUGAAAUAGGCAACAGGGACACAAUCUUUGCACCAUAAACACUUUAGGAAAAUUAAGAGCGAUCCUUUAAGGCUUCAAUUAAAUAUAUCUAAUGUUAUUGAAAUUUCUUUCAUAAACUGCAAACCAGUGUCAGCGCUUAGUGAAUAUUCCCCUGUGAGAUAUUCUCCAGGGUAUCAUAACAAACAUGUACAGUCCGACUUCCAAAAAUGGGUAUCAGUAUAGCAAUCUAUGCAUCAAUCUAUGUAUCAACAGUGAUGAAGGUAUACGUCUUUUAAUUGUGUCCACUUUUGUAGCAAACCACGAUGUGUUCUGUAUGUACCUUAAAAUUAAGGAAACAGUAACAUAGUGAAACACUGUAGAUUUAUUUUAUCCUAUUGAACCCGCC
Molecule: messenger RNA, 46659 nt
Organism: Pelobates cultripes (western spadefoot toad)
Lineage: Eukaryota; Metazoa; Chordata; Amphibia; Anura; Pelobatidae
Source: the annotation of a GenBank genome assembly